Pelobates cultripes (western spadefoot toad) is the source of this 76910-nucleotide messenger RNA. Lineage: Eukaryota; Metazoa; Chordata; Amphibia; Anura; Pelobatidae. The record is from the annotation of a GenBank genome assembly.
GUAGGUUGGAGAGACCGUAACGGAUUCAUUAAACUGGGAAGUGCUGCAGAAGAGCUUUAGCCGUGGUGAACAAAACACAGCAGACACGCACACAGGAGAAAAACACAUAUGACAGGUAAAAUAUGCAAUCCCACAUUCAAAUUAAAUAUUGUCUGUGAGUAUAAUUGUCUAUCUCGGUUACAAAAAAUUACUUCUAAAGUUAAGGGAUAAUUUCUACCUAAUCAUGUUUGCUGUAUGCACUUGUUAGAAUUUUUAAAAAGCUGCCCUUUGGCUGUAAUUAUCUAUCCUGUAUACUGUAAAUGGUGUAUUUUCCUAAAAUAAUGGUUGUGUGAAUCCUAAAACUAAAUACCUACAAUACCUCCUGAUCUAAAAAAAACUAUUUAUUUCCAGAUAAGAUGUGACUGUCUGCUUAUCUCUCUGAUAGCUUCCUAGAAAUGUUGCAAUAAUUGGCAAAUAUACUUUUUAAAUGAGUUUCUUUUUUUUAGUCUGGGUUUGUAAAACCUAAGAAGCAUUUUUGCUGGGGUCUCUACUGCAUAGUGCGCUUAUAAAUAUUUGGGUUCCCCUCUGACAGCUGUACAUAUUAAUUAUUUGGUCACUAAUUCUAAAAUAAAUGUUAUCAAAGUACUUUCUGAACUGCAACUUUAGUACUUUUUAGUAUGUGAGUAUUUUUUGUUAAGUAUUUAUUAGUGUAGUAUCCUUAUGUUUUAGGGGUUCCUAAAUGGAAUCUUAUCUAAACUUGACUAAAAUUGGGCCAAAUAAGUAAAUCUGGAAACUUUCUUUUGUAAUAGAUAUUAUAUGAUCUGCUUGUUUUUUUUUUUUUUUGUUUUUUUUUAUGAAAUGUUCAUAAUUGAUGUCACGCAGCCUAAUUCUUACAAAUGGUAAUUGACAUUGUCACUAGACUCUAUGUAUUGAAGCUCGAAAAUGAUAUAUCAUGGCAACAUAUCACAAUAUGCAUAUUGCAGCUGCUUAUCUUAAUGAGAGUUACACUCCCGUCAUCUCCCCAUCUCCCCUACCCUUUAGAAUGCUGACUCUUGCAGCUUACUUGCCACAGUUGCCUUGGUGACAAUUUGAUCCAACACCUGUUCUACUGCACUGAAGCAAACAGGACCAUGAGGUGUCUGAGUGAGAGCAAGAGAGUAUAUGCAAGUGUGUGUUAGUGAUUGUAUAUGACACAGAAUAUGACACACCAGGUGCUUAAUAAAUUCAUAUUUUUUAUUUUUUCUAAAAAACAUUUUCUUUUUCUUAAAACAAUGUAAUAUACAGCACUUCUUCUGUGGGACUGUGUGUUUUGAGGAAAAUAAAGUUAUCUCUAACCUCUGGAAUUAUAUAAAAAGUUUGUACCCUUCUGGUUUAUAAAGUGCUCAAAAGAAAAAAAAAAAAGCAUGUACAUAGGAAUUUUUAUGUUAUUUUUACAUUGUUCUUUCAACAGGCAGAUUGUGUUUUCAAACCCUGCACUGCGUGGUGGUGAUGUCAUAUGGGCUUUUUUCUCUGUUUUUCGUUCUUCCGAUAUAUCACUUUCAGAAAAGACUUAAAGGGACACAAUAGUCACCAGAACAACUACAGCUUAAUGUAGUUGUUCUGGUGAGUAUAAAAACUCCCUUUAGGCAUUUUCAUGUAAACACUGCCUUUUCAGUGAAAAUUCAGUGUUUACAUUGCCUCUAGGGACACCCCCAAGUGGCCACUCCUCAGAUGGCCACUGGAGAGGCUUCCUGGCUCAGGGCUGCACAGUAAGCAGCCCUGCCAUUCAGCAUCUCCAUGCAGAGCGUUGAUUCAGCGCAUCUCUUUCAGGAGGACCUGAUUGGCCAAAAUGGCAUUUGGCCCCGCCCGUGCCGAUUUUAGCCACUCCAGUGCUUUCCCUAUGGGAAAGCAUUGGGUUGGCUAAAAAUCUGCCAUUUUGAUGAUGUCACAAAGGGGGCAUAGCCAGCGCCAGCAGACCCGCGCAACGCUGGAAAUAAGGUGAGUUUUAAACUUUUAUAGGGGUGCUAAUGAGGGGGGGGGAGCAAACCACGUAAAUGGUUGGCUUAGCACUAUAGGGCCAGGAAUACAUUUUUGUGCUCCUGACCCUAUAGUGAUCCUUUAAUUAAUGGAUACAGGCAGCUGCAUAUGGCAGCUGCUGCCCAGUGACUUACUUCCACCAAUCCUAAGCAGAGCUUAAUGUGCUCCCCCCCAGUUAACAUUGGUCUGAAGGAAGAAUUUUAAAUAGGUGUGGUGUAGAUGGAUCCAAGAUAGAGCUCACUCAUGCGAGUUGUGAUCGCAAAUACCACAGAGCUCUUUCUAGUUUUGAAGUGUGAUUUUAUGAUUUUUGCUAUUGUUUUCCAGCAAAUAAUAAACCGAUCUAUAAAUAUAUAUGCCAAUGUAUGUCCCAAUUCAAUAGGUGAUGGCAGAGAACAGGAAGUCUAAAAACAAAAACAAAGCUUGUGAUUAUACUGAGCAUUCCAGAGGGUAGUGUCCAUUUCUUUUGGCCUUCUUCUGCUGACAAUAGGGUGUAAAGAAAAUUGAGUCUACUCUUGUCUGUGCUUGGUUAGUGAUGGGUAGUAAAAAAAAAAAGGUCAUGACUUUUCAUGCUAGAACCAUACUUGUUAUCGUAAUACUUACCUGAGAAGUUUGCCUUGGCAGAUGAGCUCACACUUUGAUUAACAUUGCAAAUGUACUAAAAUGUUAAUUGUUUAAAAGUGCAAUGCAAACAAGAAGAAUAGCUUUAAUUUCUAAAGGAUCUGUUGUGUUUAUUUCUAUUGUUUCUCCCUUCAUUUCUUAAUGCCUGCUUUGUCUAAAAUGCAGCACUUCUUUCAGUACUUAGUAAUAAGACAGAAAUUAAAAGACAGACCUUACUAAGCUUUGUGAGGACUUUGACAUGACUGAGCCAUACUUUUUCACCAAAGACAUAAAAAGAUCAAGUUCAUAUAAAGAAGCACACACAUGACUUUGCUCAUUGAACAAUGCAUCUUCAAAUGAUAUAUUACAUUAUUUUCCACGAGAUGUGCGAAGUGUCUAUACAUCGGUUGGAAAUGUUAUAGCAGCUAUUCCUGGGCUGAUGUCAGAUUCAAAGCUUCAGCUUUAGUCCAUAAAUCCUCAUGAAUAAAGGCAGGUGUUGCUGAAUAAUAGCAUAUCAUGAUGUAAUUUUCAGGUGUGGUUAAAACAAAUCAUCCUAGAUAUCACAAUUAACAAAUGAGGGGGAUGGGGCCUGACGGCCAUGCCGGCCGAACACAUCCAGAGUGAGGUCCGGCACUUAAAAUGCUAUAAUGCAAAUAUUCUGCUGUCUAUACCCCACUGCCAACUCUACUUGCCCCUAAGUUGUUUCUUGAUGGAGUGGGGAUGUCCAGAAGCGUGUCUGAUGUCCCUGGGUGUCCACGUCAACGGAGAGCUGGCUUGGAGGCCUGGAGGGGUGGAGAAGCGUCCUGCUGCUUGAGCCCCCCCCAUCCCUGUGGACCGUGGGAGUGAUCCCGGUCUACCCCUGGAGGCUCCCGUCCCUGGCUGAAGGUGCGCUGGAUUACCGCAACACAAGCAACACAGUACCACAACGCACUCAAGAUGGCAGAAAGUGCAUGCUACUCCGACCUCUGCAGAAGAUAAUAAGCAAACCUGCAAAGUCUGCAUGGAGUAUCCAAGUUCUUAGGUGCACUCAGAAGAAACCUAUGGCGUGGAGAAUCAAGUAUGCCACCGUACCUGAGGGUCCGCAAGGCAAGGCUGUGUGGAAGGCAGGAAACCAUCCCUUAACUGGGCCAUGCUGAUUUCAGUUGAGAACCUGGGACGCUCUCUCUCUGGCAAUGUAGCUCAGAGCUGCAUCUGGAGUUCCAUCCUAUUGAGCUGCUGGCCUGUCUAUAUCCCUAUCUGCAUGCAGGACAUUCAGUUCUUACCUAAAUGGGGUGCCUCCUGAGGGUUUCACUCUUUGAUAAAAAUAUUCAACUUGUUUAACAGUGUUCUCUAUUUCUCGUUCAGCAACUCCUUUCAGUGCAUAUGCUCUACUCACUAAACUGUCUCAUGUUUACAAUAUCUAGCACUUUCCAUGCCUUGUGUACUAGACAAUAUUUUUAUUGUUCACUUUAAAAGGUAUGAUAUGUUACCCUUGUUCUUGCUCAGCACAACAACAAAAAAGAAUAAAAAAAGAGGCAAUUUUAAACGUAUAUGAAAAAAUGACCUCUUUCUAUAAUAUAUAAAGUUAAAGCUUAAAGACAUUUGGCAUACCGUAUAUACUCGAGUAUAAGACGAGUUUUUCGGCACAUUUUUUGUGCUGAAAACCCCCCACUCGUCUUAUACUCGAGUCAAGGUAUGUAUUAUGGCAACUUACAUUGCCAUAAUACAGACCAGGACCGCUGGGCUCAUUACAAGCCUGGUGGUCCUGUUGGGGGCUGGCAGGAAGCGUUUACUUACCUUUCCUACAGCUCCUGUCAGCUCCCUUCUCUCUCCUCUGGUCCGGUCAACUCCCCUGUCAGCUCCACUGUAAGUCUCACGAGAGCCGCAGGGUCAGAGCGUUGCCACGGGUUACUGUGGCAAUGCUCCGCGCGGCAAUGGAGCGGACAGGGGAGCUGACCGGACCGGAGGAGAGAGAAGAGAGCUGACAGGAGUGCAGGAAAGGAAAGUAAACGCUUCAUGCCAGCUCCCUCCUACACAGUGCACACCACUGGACCACCAGGGAAUGAGAGCCCCCCACCCUGGCCAGGUAUUAAGCAGGGAGGGGGGGUGAAAAAAAAUAGCAUAAAAAUGUAAAUAAUACAAAAUAACAUAAAAUUAUUAAUAAUAUAAAAAUAAAUAUUAAAAUAAUAAUAAUAUUAAAAAAAUGCCCACCCCCACCAAGGUUCUGCAUCACAUACACAUACACACACUGCACUCAUACACACACUGCAUUUAUACACACACACUGCACUCAUACACAUACACACACUGCAUUCAUACACACACACACUGCACUCAUACACACACACACUCUGCACUCAUACACACACACUGCACUCAUACACACACAAACACUGCUCUCAUACACACACACACUGCACUCAUAUACACACACACACUGCAUUCAUACACACACACACACACACACACAGCAUUCAUACACACACACUGCAUUCAUAUACACACACUGCAUUCAUACACACACACACACACUGCAUUAAUUAUAUACACACACUGUACAUAAAUAUUCAAUUAAUAUAAUUUUGGAGGGAUCUAAUUUUAUUUAGAAAUUUACCAGUAGCUGCUGCAUUUCCCACCCUAGUCUUAUACCCGAGUCAAUAAGUUUUCCCAGUUUUUUGGGGUAAAAUUAGGGGUCUCGACUUAUAUUCGGGUCGACUUAUACUCGAGUAUGUACGGUACUUUGAAAUCCAAUUUGUGAAAUCCAAUGUGUGAAAUUUUAAUCUUUGAAUAUUACAUCAAAUGAUCAAUGUGUAUAUAUAGAUAUAUAUAGUUGUUUUUUUUAUUUAUUUUCUUACAAAAACAAACAAACACACAAAGAAACAAACAUCAGAUUAAAGGGAAACUACCAUUACGUCAUCGUCACAUAUUACAUUAAAAUAAAUUUGUCCCACGAGUCAAGGCAAACAGUCAUAGCCCUGUCUGACAAAAGUCAUGGAUUAAAGGAAUUUGGAAACAAAAUCCACUGCCUUGCUGCACACAGCUCUUUAAACAUGUUGAUACUGAGCAGGUGAAAGUGUUCUUGGGUACGAUAAAGAUUCCAACCCAAGAUCACUUAAAACAUGGUAGUCUGUUUAUUCAUAGGCACUCUAACUUUAAUCGGUUUUAAUCCAAGCAUUUGGUGCUCUUGACUCGCAGUGUAUUUAGAUAAUCUUGUAGUUUUUCAUUCAUAGCAUUCCUUUGCUCCAUCCAAAUAUCAGAUUCCCAGGGGUAAUAGACUCCCAUAUAUAGAAAGGAUUUUCAAUUAUUGUUUGAGAUCAUGUAUUAUUAUUAAUUUUGAUGAUCUUUUAUGUACUUUUGCGCACUCUAUUUUCUUUUUGAAUUUGUUUUCUACAGACAUGUUUUAUAAAUAUCUAAUGCAAUUAGAUCCCUAUCUUCCAUUUCAUAUUGAAUAAUUGGCUUCCAAAAAAUGAUCUAAAACUAGGUAUUCUAUUCACAAACACAUCCUGUUUACAUCACUCUGGCAAGAUAACUGAUUGUGCAACAAUUCCAAUAGCCAGUCCAUCCCAGUAAUGCAACUGUAAGUGCAAUUUGUUAUGCUAGCUUGUUCUCCAGUGACUGUCCAUUAAUGUCAUAUGCUAAAAUAACUAAAUGGCUUGAACUCAGAUCCAGGUGAACCCAUAACUUUUGUUUUUUACCUCUACUGUGUUGAAAGCACCUACACUAGCAGAGCAAUGCAUUUUAAUGACCAAUAAAUUUUAGUAUUAUGAUAGUAAAAUUGGCAAAAGUGCAUGGAUUAAUAAAUGCAUUUAAUGAAUGCACCUAUAAAUUCUAGAAUAAUGGCACAUUGUAGGCAGUAUAACCAUUUCAUCUUACUGAAUUUAUUACAGUGCUUGGAGUCCGCUGUCCCAUUUAGUGCUGAAUUAUUUUUGAGCAGUUUAACAACAAAAACGGUCACUGGCCACCAACAGACUGGAUCCUACUAGAGGUAUAGCUAAGGCAUAGAUUCCACACUUCACUCUAGCCAUACUAAUCAUACCAGCAAAGGUCGCUGUGAUAGGUUGAAAACAGUCAUCUGACACUCUCAGCCAAUUACAGCAACACAUUGCUGCGCAGGGUGUUGCAUUCUCAUUAGCCCAAGCAGCAAAGAGGGGGUGGGCUGAUGGGGACUCUCGUAUAGCAAUAAAACAUUAACAAUUGUUUAAUAUUUGAACACUAAAUUAAAAGAUGGCUCCAUGGACAGGGCCGGACUGGCCCACCGGGAUACCGGGAAAUUUCCCGGUGGGCCGUCGGCACCUGGGGCCGGGCAGACAGCCGGCUCACCUGUGGCCGCAGAGGGAGCCCGGAGCUCCCUUGGCGGCCGCAGGGUUUGCUGGCUGUUUUGGCGGCCGCAGGGGGAGCUGACUGUUCUGCCUCUGCUCCCCCUCCCCAGCGCGCUAGAAAGAGACCGGGGCCGGGAUAUGACGUCAUAUUCCGGCUCCGGUCUCAGUAAGCAGUGCGCUGGGGAGGGGGAGCAGAGGCAGAACAGUCAGCUCCCCCUGCGGCCGCCAAAACAGCCAGCAAACCCUGCGGCCGCCAAGGGAGCUCCCCACAGCCCCAGGUAGACAUUGUGUGUGUCUGUAUCAUGGUGUGUGUGUGUGUCUGUGUCAUGGUGUGUGUGUGUCAUUGUGUGUCUGUCUGUGUCAUGGUGUGUCUGUCUGUGUCAUUGUGUGUGUCUGUCUGUGUGUCUCUGUCUGUCAUGGUGUGUGCGUCUGUGUCAUGGUGUGUGUCUGUGUGUCUCUGUCUGUCAUGGUGUGUGCGUCUGUGUCAUGGUGUGUGUCUGUGUGUCUCUGUCUGUCAUGGUGUGUGCAUCUGUGUCAUGGUGUGUGUGUGUCUGUCUGUGUCAUGCAAUGUGUGUCUCUGACUGUCAUGGUGUGUGCGUCUGUCUGUGUCAUUGUGUGUGUCUGUGUGUCUCUGUCUGUCAUGGUGUGUGCAUCUGUGUCAUGGUGUGUGUGUGUCUGUCUGUGUCAUGCAAUGUGCGUCUCUGACUGUCAUGGUGUGUGCGUCUGUCUGUGUCACGGUCUGUCUGUGUCAUGGUGUGUGUGUGUUUGUCAUGGUGUGUGUCUGUCUCUGUCAUGUAAUGUGUGUCUGUGUCACGGUGUGUGUGUGUGUCUGUGUCACGAUCUCUCUGUGUCUGUCUGUGUCGUGUAUGUGUCUGUGUCUGUGUCAAGGUCUGUGUUAUGGUGUGUGUGUCAAGGUGUGUGUGUCUUUUUAAGGUGUGUCUGUCAUGGUAUGUGUGUGUCUCUGUCAUGGUGUGUGUGUGUCUGUCUGUGUCAUGGUGUGUCUGUCUGUCAUGGUGUGUCUGUGUUUCUGUCUGUGUCACGGUGUGUGUCUGUCAUGGUAUGUGUGUGUGUAUGUGUGUUUUUACUCACCUCCCCCCCCCCACGUCGUGCUGGUCUCCCCUCAACUGGCCCUGCCUCUACCGCUGAGAUCAUCAAGCUUGAUGAUCUCAGCCAAUCCGCACUGACACAGGAAGCACCUCUAGUGACCGUCUGAGUGUCUGUCACUAGGAAGCAAUGUAAACACUGCCUUUUCUCUAAAAAGUCAGUGUUUACAUUGAAAAGCCUGCAGGGACAGGCUAUAGACACCAGAGCCACUACAUUAAGCUGUGUGUGUGUGCGCGCCUGCUAGUGAGUGGGCUUGCUUGUGUGUGUGUGUGUGCCUGCUACCGAGUGAGCGUGUGUUUUUAUUUUAAUGACCUUAUGUAUAUCAGUGAGAUUGUUUGUCUAUGAGGCUGUGUAUCAAUCAGCUUGUGUCAGUGAGAUUGUCUGUGUCUGCAUGUGAGUAUGCUUACUAUAUAAUUAAAGAUUUUACUCUGAAAGGACCAAUAUUUUAUAUUGGAAAAAGAUAUAUAUAUAUAUAUAUAUAUCUCAAUCAUCUAGGGUGGCAAGACAUAGCCUUACAUAUUACAUGCGACAAUACAUGGCGCAAUGACUUAUGGGGCUGGCAUAGAUUUUUUUUCCAGGGCUGCUUUGGAAUCCCCAGUCCGGCCCUGUCCAUGGAACUCCAGAUCCUUUAGUCAUGUAUGCGUAUGCAACUCUAUGAAAAAACUUCCAUGUAUGGAAAAAUAUUUCUUCUUAAUAUGCUCACAGUCUAUGAGAGCCAUAACUCCUGGGAUAGUGAAUAUCCCAAAUGAACAGGCAGAACAAUAACAGUAUGCACUAUAUUUUUGUGCAAUGCUGUUUUCUUGUAUGCCAAACUAGUUCAGCUACUGUGUCGUUACGAUUAGAAGAAGUCUUCAGCUUCUUUUGUUUUUUUCCUCAAGAAAAUGUACUCAAUUUGCUCUGUAGAGAGAUACUGUUCAGGUGGUGAAUUAGCUUUGCUAUAAAGAUAACCAUUCCUUUGCUCUGAUAGCCCUCUGUGGCCUUGCAGGUCUCGGUAUGUUGGCUUUGUCUGUUGCCGCCUUGGCUGCUUAUAAUUCACUUGAACCUUCAGGCAUUUAGACCUGUAAACCUUAACAUGGAAGGUUAUUUUCAGGUCGGCAGGUUUUGGUUUAUUCCUUUAUUACAAGGAUGUCUGCACUUCUUCCAUUAAUGAGAAGACCAUGCAAGCUUCCUUUUGAACAAAACCAGCCACAGAUAAAGAUGGUCUUUUACAUGCUUGGGAUGUGGUCAGAGUUCUCAAGUACUAUUUUAAAUUGCAAAGUCUUUUCAUUAGUGUUAUUCCCUCUUUGUCCACUCUUCUGGACCUCAGUGUCUCAAAGCUUUCACUAUCACUCUGAUGUUUUGGCAGAUAGGUCUGUGCUUGACACUGUCAGGGUAUUGGCUAUCUCCUGGGCUAUCAAGCAUUAGGCUUCAAUAUAAUAGAUUUGUAAGGCAGCCAUUUGGUUCUCUCUUCUUUUGUCAGUUGUUGUCCUUUUGUUGUUUUUACAUCUAUCGAUGCUCCAUUUGGCAGUAACGUUCUUAGGUAUACCUUUUCCCACAUGUGAUGGCUAACAAGGACCGUGACCACAUUAUGAUAAAACCCAGAAUGCAUGACUAACAAUACUUUCAUUUUCAUUUGUGUGGUUAUGCAUUCUUGUCCAUUCGUCCAUUGGUUGUGUAACAGAUUUGCUCUUGCCCAGUUUUUCUUGUUUCUCUCUAUCCUGCAAAUUUACUGCUGGUUUUCUUUGUCCUCUGCUUGUCUUCUCAGCUUCAUGUUCUCCAACUAUUCCUUCAUUUCCUUGUAUGUAUAAGGUGUGCAAGGAAUAAGAUGAUAGAUCAUGUUCUUCAAUGUCAGAGAAUUUUUUAUAUUCAUUUGUGUGAACAAAUGUACAGUAGAACAAGAGGGGGUUGGCUGCACUCACCUUAACAUGCAUAAAUGGGGGUGCUGCUGGGGGCCAAAUAAUACAAUACACAAGAUCCAGCGCACUCGCCUAUCCACUAAACAGCAACUUCAAUGUUGAAAGAUUUUAUUUGUUUUUUUUAAAACACCUAAUCUAGGCAAAAAUAAUGGGGGCUUAGUUACAUUAUAUGAUCAUACAUUGCAUAAGCCUGCCACAACGUCAAUGUACCCCAUCUUUGGCAGGUCCUACACUAACAGCCUAAUGUCUGCUCUUAUGAGAUUAACCUACUUGGGGAAAAAAAAUUCCAUCUGGGGCUCUCUGCAGUACAAGGCUAAAUAGGGCCCUGGGAUGAGGCACCUGUGACAGGGAGGGGUGCAAAACCAAGGAGUUGGCUAGACCCCCAAAUAUAUAUAAAACAAGAGGGGGUUGGCUGCACUCACCUUAACAUGCAUAAAUGGGGGUGCUGCUGGGGGCCAAAUAAUACAAUACACAAGAUCCAGCGCACUCACCUAUCCACUAAACAGCAACUUCAAAGUUGAAAGAUUUUAUUUGUUUUUUUUUAAAACACCUAAUCUAGGCAAAAAUAAUGGGGGUUUAGUUACAUUAUAUGAUCAUACAUUGCAUAAGCCUGCCACAACGUCAAUGUACCCCAUCUUUGGCAGGUCCUACACUAACAGCCUAAUGUCUGCUCUUAUGAGAUUAACCUUCUUGGGGAAAAAAAAUCCAUCUGGGGCUCUCUGCAGUACAAGGCUAAAUAGGGCCCUGGGAUGAGGCACCUGUGACAGGGAGGGGUGCAAAACCAAGGAGUUGGCUAGACUCCCAAAUAUAUAUAAAACAAGAGGGGGUUGGCUGCACUCACCUUAACAUGCAUAAAUGGGGUGCUGCUGGGGGCCAAAUAAUACAAUACACAAGAUCCAGCGCACUCGCCUAUCCACUAAACAGCAACUUCAAUGUUGAAAGAUUUUAUUUGUUUUUUUUUAAAACACCCAAUCUAGGCAAAAAUAAUGGGGGUUUAGUUACAUUAUAUGAUCAUACAUUGCAUAAGCCUGCCACAACGUCAAUGUACCCCAUCUUUGGCAGGUCCUACACUGACAGCCUAAUGUCUGCUCUUAUGAGAUUAACCUACUUGGGAAAAAAAAUUCCAUCUGGGGCUCUCUGCAGUACAAGGCUAAAUAGGGCCCUUGGAUGAGGCACCUGUGACAGGGAGGGGUGCAAAACCAAGGAGUUGGCUAGACUCCCAAAUAUAUAUAAAACAAGAGGGGGUUGGCUGCACUCACCUUAACAUGCAUAAAUGGGGGUGCUGCUGGGGGCCAAAUAAUACAAUACACAAGAUCCAGCGCACUCGCCUAUCCACUAAACAGCAGAAUAUUCCCUUUCUGAUAUAAUUUUUUGUUUUCCUCUUGAUUUUCUAUCCCUACUUUCAAACUGAAACUAUUCUCAGCAUUAAUUACACUAAAAGAAAGAACUAUUGAUGUUACUAAAUGUGCCAAAUGAACCAUUUUGCUGUGUUCUUGAAAACUUGCAUAUAGUAAUCCUUAAAUUAAAAACUUUCAAUAUCAUAUUUCAGCUUUCCUAUUUUAUAUAAUUACUAAUGGCACCAUUGCGAUUUUCCUUUUUUACAUCUGUUUUUUCACGAACACAAAUGGUUCAAAUAAGAAAAUCAAGGAAAGUUAUUGAAUUUAUUAACUUUUAGGGAUAUGCCCCAAAGUUGUACAAGUAAAAUGAGUCUUUUGUGUGAUGAAACUAAUGCAGACUGGAUUCGGGGAGUUUUCAAAACCAGUGAAAUACGGUCAACAGUUGGAAAGUUAGAUAUAACAGGAUGAGAGGAUGAAAUGAAUGCUUGAGCAACAGCAAGUGAGGGUAGAGAGGAAGUAAGAGACGGCCUGGAAGGAUCAAAGCAGAAGUAAAGGACAGCUAUCUGAUGAAGAAUUCUUUCACAGAUGAUUAUCUUGCUUUUGUUUCGCUUUCCAACUGUACAAGCGUCUUUAUUUUAACAUGGAUUUUAGCCAAAGGAAAAAUGUUCCUACUGCAUCAUUGCUUGUCUCUAUUAUAGAUAGUAGGAUUCUGACUGCUUGGAUGUCCUGGUCACCAUUUUGUGACCGUCUUUUGACGAGUCUUGUGUUUUACCUGUUCUUUUGGAAGACUGUAUAAAUUAGCAUGACUAAGGCUAGGUGGUAAAAGUAGAACAAUUACCAUGGAAACCAAUAGGAUGUUUGUGCAGAUUGUGAUAUACACACAUCACCUUCAUUGUUCUGUGUUCUUUAACGUGAUUUUUCUUUCCUAUUCUUGUUGUUUAUUUGUGCUUGCUUUGUUCAGGGGUUUUAACUUUCAACCCCUUUACAGCUUGUGUUACAAAAUAUGCUUAUGAAAUAGAAUAUAAUUUAAUUACCCUAAGCAAAAUUAAACUGCUAUAUUUAGACACAAUGAGGUCAUGUAUAAUAAUGUUCAUACAUAUUUCGAAGCGUUGUACUGGAAGUCUUGGAACCAAAGGUCAUGAUUGUACAUCAUUUAACAUCACUCCCUGAAUGGUGUGCUGUCAGACAUCAUCAGUGUAGGGCUUGGAAGGGAUGGAUGAGAGUGGAAGGUCAAAAGGGAAAGCAGCUGUAUAGUUUAUUACCAUAUAUUUGUGGUGAGAGCAGAGGCAUAUAGGAAAGCAUUGUUAUCAGGAUGAGGAGUUUAUUCACUGAAUAGCAUGUUGUGGCAAGUUGACAAGUAAGUUAAAAAAAUAUUAUAUCAAAAUAACCAUGUUGAAAAAACUGUUCUACGCCAAACGUCUGCAGACAGUAAUUUGGCAACUAAAGCGGAAUGAAUAAAUGAGACUACCAGGUUUAUUUACUGAAGUGAGAAUUGCUGGGAAUUAAAAGGGAAUUUGUCACGGGCUUGUGUUUAGGGAAUUUUUAUGGUCCCUCCAAUUCCAAGUGUCCCCAACGUAUUUGUUGUCACUUGGUCUCCUUUACCUUUUAAAUUUCCUUUCAUUUUGGUGCCAAAUCUUCUUCUUAUGUUGUGCCAUCUUUAUUAGCUUAGCAGUGAAGCAUUGUUUCUGCCUUCCUAUGCAAUGUCUCUGGCUUGUGGUUCUAAAUUGGCACAUGUCCACUCAUAGAAGUGUGUAUUACAUUUAAUUUGGGUGUGCACCCAGGAGUUCUUUCUGCUACUUAUGACAGGAACUAAAACUGCCCUGAUGUUCUCCCAGUAUAAUUUGCCCUACUGUUUUAGCUGGCAGCUGCAGCCCAUGCCUCUGGUUUUCCCUUGUAAGCAGUGAUUUAUGUUUUCUCUGCGAGAACCCCAGGUGCAGCUCAGAAUCCUGUAAGAUCCAUGAAAAUUAACAUUUUGUUCUAAAAGUUAAACUGGAUGGGUGCCAGAGCACUCUCUGGCACCAUAACCAUUGCAGCAGGCUGCAGAGGAUACGGUGCUUAGUGUGUUCCUUUAAAUACUUAAUCACAAGUGUCUUUUCUACCUAUCAAACCAAACCAGUUAGGUGUGUCUUUAUAUCAUAAUAGACUUACAGGAUGAAAUACAGAAAGUAAAAGAAUUUCACAAUAAUCCUGAUUAUACUUUAAUGGAGACAAAAUUGGAAAAAAAAUAUUGAGGGUUUCAAAACUUAUAUCAGGGAAAAAAACAUCUAAAAUUUCAAAUGGAUUUUAGGGACUUUAAAGAAGGACACAUCUUUCGCCAAAAUAAGAGACAAAGGAAUCACACCAACAGUAAGAACAGUUCCACUUUAGGAAAUACUGACUGGAAUGACUCAAAUUCAUCAAGGGGAAGAAACCCACAAAAUCCUAGAACACAAGAUAGACAAUUGUCAUCUAACAAAAGCAUUCUGGAAGUCUAGUUCCUAGACACACUACCCCCCACCACCACUACCUCAUCCUCAACCAAUGCCUCUUUUUUGGGCCAGGAAUGACCUCUUACACAAAGAGGCCAUUUGAGUGAUCAGAGACAUUGGGGUUACAAAUUAGACAGGACUUCCUACAGGACAUAAACCGAUCAUCAACCAUAAUCACUGAAAAUAAAAUUAUAAAUUUGUCCGAUUACAGACUAACAUCUGCACAUUUAUCACUACUUAGCAGAGGCCUAUCUUUUGUACCUACCCCAGGGGCAAACAAAUUUGAGUGGCAAAAGGAUAUCAACCUAUUUGGACAUAAACUGGCACUUUGCUCAUUACAUAAACGAAAAUAUAUCAUACUGUGAUUUUUCACAUCUACAAAUCUCCAAUUGCUGGUAGAACAAGAAAAUGAACCAUCAUUAACCAACUUUAAACCACUAAGCUGGUUUACCCCUAAUUUCAAAGAAGAUAUAAAUAUAGGUCUCUUUGUACAAAUGACAACAGAACAAUUAGAGUCUCUACCUCUAGCAACCAUCAAAGACAACAAUUUAACUACAGAUGAACGGAUUGCAUUGAAAGAACUCAGUACAAACAAAGAAAUAAUAAUGAAACCUUCUGAUAAAGGGGGGAACACAGUCCUACUUCACAAUCAUUACGUGUCCAUGUGCAUGGAACAUCUUAAGGACACUUCUUUUUACACCAAAUUAUCUGAGGACCCUACAUCUGGUUACCUAGAUCUCUUAAGGCAACUAUUUACCUCAGCAGCCAACGAUAACAUUAUUACAAGUAAUGAACAAAAUUAAUUAUGCCCAAAAAUACACCUACCAUCGCCACCUUCUAUUGUUUGCCCAAAGUACACAAAAAUUGAACUAACCCACCUGGAAGACCGAUAGUUUCGGGCAUUCAUUCUUUAACAGAAAAUGCCAGCAAGUUUUUAGAAAGCAUACUACAUUCCUUUGUAACAAAUCUAACCUCUAACUUACAGGAUACUAAACAAACCCUGCUGGCCCUAGAGGACUUAAUGGUACCUCCCUACAUUCUAGUGGCAAGCAUGGACAUGGUUGCACUGUAUAACAACAUCCCACAUGAGAAAGGGUUAGAAGCAACAUCAUACUUUUUGGAGAAAUCAUCCAAAUACUCCAUCCCUCAGAUGAAGUUUCUAAUCGAUCUACCGCGUUUUAUUUUAACUCACAAUUACUUUUAAUGGCAAUUUUUACUUACAGCUUAAAGGACCACUAUAGUGCCAGGAAAACAUACUCAUUUUCCUGGCACUAUAGUGCCCUGAGGGUGCCCCCACCCUCAGGGUCCCCUUCCCGCCCGGCUCUGGAAGGGGGAAAGGGGUAAAAACUUACCUUUUUCCAGCGCUGGGCGGGGAGCUCUCUGCCUCCUCUCCUCCUCCUCGUUCGCCACCGGGUUGGAUCGGCGGCAAAGCUGCGCCGAUUCAGCUCGUCGCAUAGGGAAAGCAUUUACAAUGCUUUCCUAUGACGCUGAUGCUCUCACUGUGAAAAAUCACAGUGAGAAGCACGCAAGCGCCUCUAGUGGCUGUCAAUGAGACAGCCACUAGAGGGAAUAGGGGGAAGGCUUAACCCAUUAAUAAACAUAGCAGUUUCUCUGAAACUGCUAUGUUUAUUAAAAAAUGGGUUAACCCUAGAAGGGCCAGGCACCCAGACCACUUCAUUAAGCUGAAGUGGUCUGGGUGCCUAGAGUGGUCCUUUAAAGGCAGUGCUAUGGGCACGGCUUGUGCCCCUAGCUAUGCCAACUUCUACCUUGAUUGGUGGGAGGAAACAAUUCUAUCUGUAACCAUCAAGGAUGAAUACAACAAAUACAUAAUCAAGUGGUAUAGAUACAUCGAUGAUGUGCUUCUCUUUUGGAACAGCUCAAUUGCUAAAUUCAAUUAACUAGUCAACAAUUUUAAUAAGAAUGACAUAGGGCUACAGUUGACCUCCAUGAUAGAUGAGCAUGAAUUGGAAUUACUGGACCUUAAAAUCCGACUAACAAUGGAUGGCCAAGUCACCACGGAACUUUUCUGAAAAAUCACUGCCACUAAUAACUUAUUACAUUGGCAGAGCCAUCACCCUUUCCACCUGAGAGCAGGAAUUCCAUAUGGUCAAUAUCUUAGAGCAUGAAGAAAUUGUCCAUCUUUCAAAAAGAAGCAAAAGAAAUAAAACAAAGAUUUAAGGCACUGGGAUACCUGAAAAGGGUUCUAAAUAAGGCAUAUCAAAGAGUUAACACUAUGGAAAGGUCCACAAGUUUGAGGACCGUAAGACCCAAAUCCACAGACAAACAAAUACGUUGCAUAGGAACAUACGAUCAACACUUGCUAACAUAAAUAUUCUCUAAAAAUUUUAAGACACAAUCAGAACCUACAAGAAAAAAUGUCACCGUUCCCUAGUAUAAUGGCGUGGAGACCAAAAAAUCUAGUACAGAGCCACCUUGAACCAAUACCGAACCCGAGACAUGGUUGACUCAGGCUAGAUGAAAAUAUAGAUGCAGUAGGUGCAAAGCAUGUGAGUUCAUAAGGCCCUCUAAGAUAAUUGAGUGCUCUAGAACCCAAUACAGGAUUUCAUUAAUUGCAGCACCACACGGGCUGUAUACAAUAUUACAUGUAGCUGCAACUUAUAGUAUGUAGGCAAAACGUAUCAGCAACUGAGAAGAAGAAUUCUCCAACACAUAAACUCAGUUACCAACCCAAACUUGUCGACUCCCAUAUCUAAUCACAUCCAAAGGGUACAUGAUGGAGAUCCAUCUCAUUUAAAAGUUCAAGCAAUUGAAAAGAGACUUCAAUAUUCGGCUAUUGAAGAGAGAAUCAAAAUGGAUAUAUGAAUUCCAGACAUUAGCCCCUAGGGGUUUGAAUGAAGAAUUCAAUUUUACACCAUUUAUACAUUAAAUCUUCUACAAAAGUAUUAUCUUUCAUCUUACUACUUUCCCUAAUACUAUCAAAUUUCUGUCUAUUUUACUUUGUUCUCAUUAACAGUCUUGGGUUGCAACAAAAGGGAUGUGUAAUUUUUUAAUCACUUAUAUAAAAUCCUUUUCAAUUUGGAUCUUACAAGAUUUUGAUCUAUCUACCCCAUUGACAUGUAAAUAUUUUUUUUACAUAUUUUCUAACUAUCAACUAUAUCCAAUGUGGACACCAGAAUCGUUUUUUGAUCUCAUACAAUUUACCAUAAUAGCAUUUCAUUAUUUUAUCAACUUUCAGAAUUUAACCAAGUUUUCUAAAGUCUACAUAUAUGUUUUAGAUGUUCCCUGGAAUCAUUAAAAAAAUUAAAUAAAACAUUCUUCGAUAAUUCUAUUACUGUAAUCCUAAAAUUAAGUUUUUUUUUUAAUCACUUAUGUGGCGGAACAGACCUCGCCACGUGUUCUUGUAGGGGGCUGCUUGCCCGCCUCCUACCUUCUGACUAUGGCCCUGGGAUAUAGGGCAUUUGAAAACACUAUUUGUGCCCUGUGACAAAACUGGAGAUUGUGCACAAAUAUGACUAUUGUCCAUAUUUUGUAUGAUUCCCUUCGUUUGUUGCACUGUUCCCCAUGUGUUUCAUCUGUUGGUCCGGCUGGAUAGACUACCAAACAAACUGUGGAGUUACUGGGUGGCCACCAUUUCAUGUAUCAGAGGCACAUGGUGAGAACAAUGGAUGAAGCACAUGGUGAGAACAAUGGCUGAUGGACAUUUUAACUCACAGACACUGUUUGGACUUUUCUACACAGUGCCAUCUCGCCGGUAUUUGGUGCACAAAGACAUCGUGCAGUAGUUUUAAACUAUACAACAGGGGACACGUUAUACAGUAAUUAAUUUUCAUAUAGCCUAUAUAUGUUCUGCGGAAUCUGCAUUAAACUGUAUCUUCCAAACUACUGAACUGGGUGAAUUUUGGAUAUGUGGUUCACCCAGAUCCCCCGGUUGCAAGGAUAUAUUUUAUGGGGUUAUUGCAUGUUUUGGGGUCCCUGUGAUAUGUUUUAUAAUACUGUAUUUCUCUGCCUGUGAUAAUUAUAUUGACCAUUGUGUUCAGUAAUCAUAUCACAGGCAGAGGGGAGGAUUUUGUGUGGGAGUGUCUGUGUGUAUUGUAUGGAUUGAUUGGUUGUAUUUCAAAACCCUGUGGGCAGUACUAUGUUUGUGGAUUGUAAAUAAAAGAGGCUGUAUGUGCCAGUACAGUCAGUUCUGCUUUACCUCAAAACAAAGUGUCGUCUCGUUAGUGGGGUAAUUGGAUUGUCUGCUGAUUGCCAGGAGUGUAAGCUGAUUGUAUGCUUUUCCUGUUCAGCUGCUUACAGCAUUCAUAUGCUUGAGCGCAUUUGUGGCGAAACCAACCUCGCCACUGUACACUGGAGAAGCCUGAUUGCUCGCCUGCUACCUUUAGACUAUGGUCCUGCAUUUUAAACUUUUAUUUUACCGGCAGAAAGGUUUAUUCGUGCCUUUCUGCGGACUGUUAAAGCCAUGCUACCCCAGAUAGCCAUGCCAUGGAGCCCAGCCGUAUACUGAAAGACUGUAUGAAAGACUUUGGCUCCAUGGCGAUUGAACUGUAUGUAUGUGAUCUGAGCGCCAUUCGGUAGUAAUGUGUGCUCAGAUCUAAGCUAUCUGGGGAUAUGUAGAAUGUCUAUGUUUUAUGGAAUAAAUAUAACUGUAUGUAAUUUUAUGUCUUUUAUUGUCCUUUGAAUGCCAUGUGGUUAAUGGAGUUUUGCCUCUGUCCUUGGAGAUAAUUUGAUUACUUCACAAUUAUCUCCAGGACAGAGAGGAGGGAUUGUGAUGUAAUUGUGGGUGUGUUUUACGGUUCCCCUGUAACGAUUGGUUGUACUGUGUCCCACCCUGUGGGAUGUCCCCUUGCAUGGGGACUUGCAUAAAAGCCAGUGUGUGGCCAUUACAGAGAGUUCCUGCUUAACCCUCAAAGUGAAGUGUCGUCUCAUUAUUGGGGAAGGAGUUAUGGUAUGCUGUUCCAGUUUGAUUGCCAGGAGUGUAAGCUGAUUGUAUGCUUUUCCUGUUCAGCUGUUUCCAGUAUUCGUGAGUUUCCUGUUCAGGAGUUGGAGAAUUCGUGUAGUUUGCAGUUCGGGAGAUUGGUGCUUGCAGUAGCUGUCUGUGCAUCUGAAAGGGGAAUAUCGCCUAAACGGUUUUUAACCUCUUGUGUGCAAAACGGUCCGUUACAGCAUUCAUAUGCUUCUCCGGUUUGGUGGUUGUGGUGUCUGCUGCAGUGCUUGGAGUCCUCAGGAAGCGCUUGGAGCAUACUUCAACGGAGGUACCCAGUCGGGGUGCCAGGUGAUCCGUUACCACUUAUAAUCCUUUUCAGUUUGGAUCCAACUAGAUAAUUUACAAAUUAUUUUAUACCACCAUCAACUAUAACCAAUGUGGACACCAGAAUCAGUUUUUGCUCUCAUACAAUUUACCUUAAGAGUAUUUAAUUAUCCCAUAGUAAUUAUCCACUUUCAGAAUCUAACCAAGUAUUUCAAAGUCUACAUAUACUUUUUACACGUUCCCUUGAACCAUUUAACUGCAGACAGCAGGGUCACUUGAAGAAUGUGUAACUUUAUUUUGCAUUUCUCUAAUAUAAGAAAGAAGUCUCUCAUUAGCAAUUUGCAAAUCCUGCAUGCCUUGUGGGAGUAUUUCAACCCUGUGGUUUAAAGAGGUAAUUUGGGAAUUCACAUCUGCCAGUUCCAUUUUGGGGUUUGGUGAUUCUGUUAUGCUACUUGGGUUAUUUGGAUUGGAACUCAACUGCAGCUUGUAGAACUCCUUAAUUACAAUAGUAAAGAAACGAAGAAUCUUUAAAGUAUCAAUACUGUAGCUUUAAGAAAAGAGAGGAUUGCUGGCAAUUUGAGAAUCAAACAAAGUUUUAAUGAUUGAUAAACUUAAAUGAAUUGCAUAUAGGCAAUAAUCCAAUAAGAAGAAAGUGCAGCUUAGCAAACAAUACAAAGUUCAUUAAUAAGUAUUUCCUCAGAGAAGUUUUUAAUAAGAUUCUUUAGGUUGCUGGGAAUAAUCUUUAAUAGAAACAUUAAGCAGGUAGCAGAGAGUAUCUGCAAAGCAAGAAACAGUUCAUAGUAAAUAAGCAUGAUGGGAGUGGUCCUCCAUAUAAUUAGUAACUUAAAGCAGAGAAGAUUUGAGCAAGCAGGAAUUGGUUCAUUAAUAAAUGAUAUUGCAGACAAUAGUUGAAAGAUAUACUUAAGGUUAAGGUGAGUUGUCCUCCAAGAGUUCAGAGUUAUAGUCCACUUGUAAAUUAGCAAAGUAUCCGUUCUCCAGUAAUCCUCUAUGGCAUGCAGCAAUCCUUGCACUCGCUCAAAGGCUAGGACGGCUUGUCAGAGCUUGUGGAGCCGGCGUGUAUACCCGGAAGUAGGUCCCACAAUCACCAAGCGCCGUCUCCCUAAGUACUGUCAGAGCCGCGCCAGAAGGGGACGGGGCCGGCUCUGCAAUGCGGAAGUGCCGAACCCGGAAGAGAUACCGCAUGACACUUGGACACUUACAUAACGGACCCUUAUAGAUGACAGAAAUUAUAGAAAUUACAAAAAUAAAAUUAGAUGAAAUGUAAUAAAAUAGAUUGUACUGCUAAAUAUAAUACAUCAUAAUGGAUACAGUAUAUGACACUAUGUAUAUCGAGAGAUCCACAUUCCAUUCUAAAAGAGAACACACAUGUUAGUGUUUUAAAAUUCAAUAAAUGUUUGCAAGAAAUAUGAAUAUAUAAUAUAGAAUAAAUGAAAUAUAGAAUAUAAAUAUAUGACAGGGCCAUUGAAGGGAUUUUUAAGAUCCCGAGCGCACAGCCCAUUACAAGACCCUACACCAUCAGAUUGAAGGAGAGAGUCUGGCACCUCCAGAAGACGUGAGAGACUUUACAUAUACAAUCUGGGAGAAAUAAAGGCUUACAACGACUAGAGGGAUCUACUAUUACACCACGACUUAUACAUCAAUAUAUACAUACUGUCUGAAAACAGGACCCAUACCUUUGGAGAAUGUGGUGAGAUCCACCCACAUAUUGUAGUGUGUACACACUGGGACUGUAUAUACUUAUUUUUUCUUUUUUUGUAUUUUUUCACUUUUUUCACUUUUUUUCAUUUUUUACUUUUUGAUCUUUUUUUCUAUUUUUCUUUAUUUUUUUGGUUUUCUGUCUCUUUUUUGCCCUUUUUUGGAUGGUACUUUUGGACUCUAAGAUAUAGUAAUACAGUUCAGCAUUUUUUUGAUGAUUUACAGAUAUGUGGUUAGGGAUCUUUAGUUACAUGGAGUUUUAUUAGUAGGCGCAUAAUGUACUGUUUCUACUAAUACAUAUCGUGUGAUUUAAGUGUAUAUAUCAUCAAAUUUUCUGAUUCUAGAGUAUAUAUUAUCAAUUCUUUGUAAUUAAUGAAUUAUAUUCAAAUAACAUAACAAUGAAUUAUUAAAUGAAGCAAUGAAUUCUAUCUGAAGUUUUUGAGUGCAGUAUCAUUUUGGUAUUUUGUAUAUUUUAAGGCAUAUGGGCCACCUAGAUACUUUGCACCAAUACGGAUAAAAGAGUGCCUGUACAUAUAACUUUUGUGUGUGUGUGUGUGUGUGUGUGUGUGUGUGUGUGUGUAUAUAUAUAUAUAUAUAUAUACAAAUACAUCAUAUUCCGGCCCCGGUCUCAUUAAGCUGCGCUCUGGGGCAGGGGAGCAGAGGCAGAACAGCCAGCUCCCUCUGCGGCCACCAAAAGAGCUCCCUCUGCGGCUGCAAGAAGAGCCAGGUCCCCCCAUGUGGCCGCCAUCAGAGCUCCCUAUGCGGCUGCCUUCAGACUGAGCUCCCCAUGCGGCCGCCAGCACACAUACUGUCUGAAAACAGGACCCAUACCUUUGGAGAAUGUGGUGAGAUCCACCCACAUAUUGUAGUGUGUACACACUGGGACUGUAUAUACUUAUUUUUUCUCUUUUUGUAUUUUUUCACUUGCUGUAAUGCUUUAUAAUUUAAGAGAGUGUCCUCUUUUCCAUUUUGCAAAAAGUGCAGAUUUUAAUAGAAAUUGGCAUUUUUAUAAAUUAACUUUGUUAAACCCCUCGUUCAUGAAUCAGACAACUGGGUCCUGCUACUUCCUGGUUGCUUAGUGCAGUGGAGCUAAACUCAAGAAGCUGCAAUUACCCAGAGCUACUGCCUUGCAAAGACAUAUCAUUGAGCUGCUUUGGAAUAUCUGUGAUUGGACAGCCACAAAAAGGUCUGUGUGGGGGAAGAAGGGGAGGGCUUUCAAAGGCAGCAGAUGAGAAAACUAUAGUUUUUGAAAUACCUCCAAUAAAAAAAAUGUAUUAUAAUUGCAUGCAUUUUUCAAUUGGGAGUAUAUGUACUAACAGUGAUUUUAUAUAUGUUUUAUAUUUGGACAGUGGCAUAUGCCUUUAAGGGUAAAACAGUCAAACUCUAAGUGAAAAUUAUUUUUUCUAAUGACAUCUAAUGUAAUCGUUUGAAAUUCUCUUCACUUAAAUUAACUUCACCUUGAAAUCCUUGCAAUUCACAUGUUAGAGCAUAGCCUUGUAGUUUGUACAGUGUCACAAAGGCCUUUUUAUUAUUUAUAAAUAUGGUGAAAUAGGUUCAUCCCACAAGAGAACUGUUGCCAUAUGGAAUUAAAUAUAUUUUUAUUAUGCCUACAUUUUUUUUAAUUUUAUUUAGAUUUACACAUGAUUCUAUAAUACCAUUUCAAAUAGUAUUGGAUGGAUAUGGUACUCUGUCAAGGCUAAUUAUAGCUACAUUUAAAAAUACUAAAUAAUAGAAGAUUAAUAUAUUUUGCUCCCCAGAUCAUUCUAUUCAACGAGAAACAAUGCUUGUUAACCCCAGCAUUACUACACCAUCAAGUGCUUUUUCUAGAAUAUAAAAUAAUUAGCACAGGGGUACACUGACAAAUUGUUUUGCUAACGCCAAAUGCAGAGCUUUGUAAAUUGCUUACUUAUUAAUUUUUGUUUGCCAUGUGCCUUUGUCUUAAAGCCUCUGAAAUGUUAUUACACAGAACCCCAGAACAGUGGUACCUGUUGAUAGUGAUGCUGACAGCAGUUAAAGGGACACUAUAGUCACCUGAACAACUUUAGCUUAAUGAAACAGUUUUGAUGUAUAGAACAUGCCCCUUCAGCCUCACUGCUCAAUCCUCUGCCAUUUAGGAGUUAAAUUCCUUUGUUUAUGAACCCUAGUCACACCUCCCUGCAUGUGACUUGCACAGCCUUCCAUAAACACUUCCUGUGAAGAGAGCCCUAUUUAGGCUUUCUUUAUUACAAGUUCUGUUUAAUUAAAAUUUUCUUAUCCCCUGCUAUGUUAAUAGCUUGCUAGACCCUGCAAGAGCCUCCUGUAUGUGAUUAAAGUUCAAUUUAGAGAUUGAGAUGCAAUUAUUUAAGGUAAAUUACAUCUGUUUGGACGUGAAACCAGUUUUUUUUUUUCAUGCUGGCUCUGUCAAUCAUAACCAGGGGAGGUGUGGCUAGGGCAGCAUAAACAGAAACAAAGUGAUUUAACUCCUAAAUGACAGUGAAUUGAGCAGUGGAAUUGCAGGGGAAUGAUCUAUACACUAAAACUGCUUUAUUUAACUAAAGUAAUUUAGGUGACUAUAGUGUUCCUUUAAAGAAUGAAGUACAAACUAUACUCAUAAUACUGAGACACACAAACCCCUAACAACAAUUGUAGGAGAAAGGUGCAGUAGACAAUUCAAAACCUACACUUUGUUGCACAAUAAAAAUGAAAAAACAAAAAAACACAUUUGACUGAGAUUAUUAUGUAGAUAUUCAAAGACGUGUGUUUUUUUUUUCAACCAACAUUACUAUGUAACAAUAAUCCUUCAGUUAGUAGAUUCUUGUUUGAUUUAGAUAUUGUUUUACAUUAUUUCACAGUUAUGUUCUUUCAUGUACGGAUCUGGAUGAGAGUCAAACAAGUGUUCGGUAUCUUUGUUAGUAAUGUUCCCAUUGUCUUGCACCAAGUGGGAGAUAUCCUGAACUUUAAACACAUGUGGGGUUAUUUACAAACUUUCCCUGUGUAAUUUUGAUCUCUGACGCAGGUGUAUUUUAUUACAAGCAAUGUAAAUGACGUGUUACAUCUUAGUUCAGUUAUACGUUCAUGUAAAAUUUUAUAAGCUAUUGUCAUGUCCUUUAAACUAGCAAUGCAUAUCAAAGGAUUUCUACGUUUCUGCAAUAAGAAAAAAACAUUUUGAGAUUUUCUACUAUGUGACAAUGCACCACAGCCUAUAAUAUGGUAAGUCACUUUUGAUAUAAAAAGAGACCAUAACAAAAAAGAUGCAAUCCCAUGCAUAACCUAAAGAACUCACGUAAAAUGUCAAUGUUUUACAUGUAUUUUUUUUUUAGUGCAAGACUUGGGUGCUCUGAAUUUGGUUUUUAUUUUACAAUUAUCUUUCCAAACAUCAUUGUUUUACAAUUUAAUUGUGUGUGUGUGUGUGUGUGUAUGUGUGUGUGUGUAUAUAUAUAUAUAUAUAUAUAUAUAUAUAUAGAGAGAGAGAGAGAGAGAGUAAAAAAAUAGAUAUAGUGUGCGUAUAAUUUUUUUUUUUUUAAAUAUUAUUAUAUCAAUUUUUUUAUUAAUUUAUUUAGUUUUAAUAAUAAUUUACAAAGGACAUGUGAAUGUGAAUAGCAGAAUCAUACGAGAAAUACACAAUUCACAAUUAGUGGAUACAGUACAUAUGGUAACAUAUACAUGAUACAAGUAAUAAGAAAAUAAGCUGACAUACAAAAAAUAAAAGAUAACUAAUAGUAAAGUAGUCUAAUAUCAGAAAAUAUUGUUUAGCUUAGGACUGUUACUGCUCAAGUUUAUAUCCAAAUGCAGAAACUUUUUUUUUUUUACAAUCUUUAUUUAGCAUUUUUCAGACGUAAUGGAACAAUAAUAUGGAAAAAGUAAAGGACAUUCUAUCAGCUUUCACAGUGUUUAGUCAUCAGAGAACAAAGUAUGUAACAAAAUCAUGGGUACAACAGUAGAGACAUAUAGUCCAUGAACUUACUAUAGAAAUCUUAAAUAUGUAGGGGCAAGCAUGUCAUUCACAAUCACUUUCUAUGUAAGAAGCGAAGGAAAAGUGUAGUUGUAGCAUGUACCAAGACAUAGUACGGAUUUUCUUUUUUGGGUGUACGUGUAUAUGGGUUGAGUGUAGAUGUAUUUGUCUCAUAGAAAAAGGAAUGCAUGGUACGUGAUCACUUUGCUUGGUGUGACGUGGUCUUAAAUUAGAGGGACAAAGGUUUAAAAAUAAUCAGGAAGUAUUACUUUACUGAGAGGGUAGUGGGUGCGUGGAAUAGCCUUCCAGCUGAAGUGGUAGAGGUUAACACAGUAAAAGAGUUUAAGCAUGCGUGGGAUAGGCAUAAGGCUAUCCUAACUAUAAGAUUAGGCCAGGGACUAAUGAAAGUAUUUAGAAAAUUGGGCAGACUAGAUGGGCCGAAUGGUUCUUAUCUGCCGUCACAUUCUAUGUUUCUAUGUGUGUGGUCAUCCAAUUCAUUAUGCAAUAGUUAAGCAAAUUUCUGAAGCAAGAGUUACAUUUUGGGUGCUUUGUUUUUGAUACAGACCUGAAGGUUUGUAUUCAAAACAAAGUGCUUUAUAAUUGUGUUUACAUUCAUAAAUUAAAAUAAGAAAAUGUAUGCUUAAUUUUUAUUAAAUGCAGGCUUUUUGUUAUUUUUUUUACAUUGGAAUCGUUGCAAGGGCUCCUUUCUAUGAUUAGUUGCAUUUUUUAAUUCUUAAAAUAAGAUAUGAGAUAAUGAAGAGAUCCUGUUUUGUGGAUGGUGGGUGUGUUGCUUUUUUGGGAAGUGAUGCUUGAUGGGUGAGGUUUUGGUUCCAUUCCAUUAUCCUAACUAUUGGUCAUGCAGUCAUUGCUAUUUUUUAGUCUUGUUCUUAAUUUGUUCUUAAUGCUGCAGUGAUGCUUCCAGUAAUAUCUGUGUAUUAUCUGUAUGUGGGUGGAAAUGGGUGUGGAGGGGCUGAUCACCAUAGAGAAUAUAAUACAGUAUGUGUUCUAAGAUUUUUAGCCCCCAGUUAAAAGUAAAACACAUAAAAUAAUCUCACUUUACAUCUGACGGUUUUCCAGUCUUGCAGGGCAGUUGCUCCUCUUCUUCUGACAUCAUCAUUACAGAUGACUUCUAGUCCAAUCCAAUGCUUUUCUAUCUGCAGCAUAAGGGCCCUAUGGUGCAUGUGUGGCGGUCGCCAUGGUCAGCCAUGUGUGGUUGCUUCUAAUAGAGAAGCAUUGAAGCCAGUGCUUCUGUGUGAGAAUCAUUCCCAGUGUUCCAUGAUUUUCUGUGAAAAUGUGGUCACUUUCAAUAACUGAAUGUCUUCAUGAUGAAGUGCCUGUAGUGGUUGUUUGAUUGGAACCACUAGAGACGUUACUAGUGAUACCACUCACAAAUGGAAAUGCUUACAUGUGUAAGAAUGCAGGGUCAGGAUCUUUGCACCUAAACCACUAAAUUAAGGUGUAGUGAUUUUGGUGAUUGGAGUGUACCUUUAACCCACGUUAUUAAUUCCAGCACUGGUGAAAAAACUAUAAUACAUACUAUAAAGACAAUCUGUGAAGGAAUCAAAAACAUGAAAGUACUCCAUCCAUCUAUACAUUUAUUUUUACAUAUAGUUUUUAAUUUGAACAAACCAAUAUACUGCUGACAAGCUAGAGUAAUUGAAUAUUUUAUAUUAUUAACAUGCGUAUAUUUUUGCUAUGAUGUGGCUAAUUGUUAUUUGUGUCUCUAGUAGGUGAUGGGGUAGGAAUACAGCAGAAAUGAGGAAAAAUUGGUGCAUCAUGCUGGUAGGGAUGAUGCUUCUCAUCUUCCUACCUGGAGGUAAGUUAAAGAAGAUGUUACAGACAGAGUUCAAGGGAUAUGGGGAUUCAGCAGGAAAUAAUGUGAUUGCUCAUGUUUAAAUAUUGGAGGAAUAAUAGAGAAUUGGUUUUAGUGAAAUGGUAUAUUGAAAGAGGUGGAAAGUGAUUUUUGAAAAUAUAAAAUAAUUAACAGGUAGGACCUGAUUUAUGACCCAAAUAACGCUAUACAGAAGGCAAGAGAAACUGCCUGCUGUACCCACCACAAAAAGGUGCAACCACCCCCAAAUUUUAAAAAAUGCAAUUUAUUUUGGAAUUUUAAUAGUGCAUGCAUGAUAACAGAGGGGGAGUGACAUUUUGCCACAACAUUCAAUUGUUUAAAUUAUAUACAGUAUCUCACAAAAGUGAGUACACCCCUCACCUUUUUGAAAAUAUUUUAUUAUAUCUUUUCAUGUGACAACACUGAAGAAAUUACACUCUGCUACAAAGUAAAGUAGUAAAUGUACAGCCUGUAGAUCAGUGUAAAUUUGCUGUCCCCUCAAAAUAACUCAAAACACAGCCACUAAUGUCUAAACCGUUGUCAACAAAAGUGAGUACACCCCUAAGUGGAAAUGGCCUAACUGGGCCCAAAGUGUCAAUAUUUUGUGUGGCCACCAUUAUUUUCCAGCACUGCCCUCAUGGACCAUGCAGUUCUCCAGAGCUUCACAGGUUGACACUGGAGUCCUCUUCCACUCCUCCAUGAUGACAUCAUGGAGGUAGAUGUUAGAGACCUUGCGUUCCCCCUCCUUCCAUUUGAGAAAAGCCCACAGAUACUCAAUAGGGUUUAGGUCUAGAGACAUGCUUGGCCAGACCUCCAUCACCUUUAGCAAGGCAGUGGUCAUUUUGGAGGUGUGUUUGGGGUUGUUAUGUUGGAAUACUGCCCUGCGGCCCAGUCUCCAAAGGGAGGGGAUCAUCAGUAUGUCACAGUACAUGUUGGCAUUCAUGGUUCCUUCAAUGAACUGUAGCUCCCCAGUGCCGGCAGCACUCAUUCAGGCCAAGACCAUGACACUCCCAUCACCAUGCGUGACUGUAGGCAAGACACACUUGUCUUUGUGCUCCUCACCUGGUUGCCACCACACACUCUUGACACCAUCUGAACCAAAUAAGUUGCUCUUGGUCUCAUCGGACCACAGGACAUGGUUCCAGUAAUCCACAUCCUCAGUCUGCUUGUCUUUAGCAAACUGUUUGCGGGCUUUCUUGUGCAUCAUCUUUAGAAGAGGCUUCCUUCUGGGAUGACAGCCACGCAGAUCAAUUUGAUGCAGUGUGUGGCGUAUGGUCUGAGCACAGGCUGACCCCCACCCCUUCAACCUCUGCUGGCAGCACUCAUACGUCUAUUUCCCAAAGACACCUCUUGAUAUGACGCUGAGCAUAUGCACUCAACUUCUUUGAUCGACCAUGGCGAGGCCCGUUCUGAGUGGAACCUGUCCUGUGAAACUGCUGUAUGGUCUUGCCCACCGUGCUGCAGCUCAGUUUCAGGGUCUUGGCAAUCUUCUUAUAGCCUAGGCCAUCUUUAUGUAGAGCAACAAUUCUUUUUUUCAGAUCCUCAGAGUUCUUUGCCAUGAGGUGCCAUGUUGAACUUCCAGUGACCAGUAUGAGAGAGUGUGAGAGCGAUAACUCCAAAUUUAAUACGCCUGCUCCCCAUUUACACCCGAGACCUUGUAAAACUAACGAGUCACAUGACACUGGGGAGGGAUAAUGGCUAAUUGUGCCCAGUUUGGACAUUUCCACUUAGGGUCUACUCACUUUUGUUAUAUACACCCAUAAUUGGAAAACCUCACUGUCCCUGCUUGUUGCUAGUCUAGUCAGUUAAAACAGAGUUAAAAAGUUAAAACUGUGCGUGGUGAAAUGGCUCAUUGUAUAGAGUUCCAUUUACAUGAUGCCAUAAUCAUUUUAUUUGUGGAAUAGUUGUCUCAUCAUUUCAUCCUUCUAAGGAUGAUUAAUUAAAGGAACACUACAGGCACAAAAACAUCUUAAAUAUCUUAGCGUAAUGAAGCCGUUUUAGUGUAUGCAUUAUGACCCUGCAGUCUCAUUGCUCAAUUCUCUUCCAUUUAGCAGUUAAAUCCCCCCCUCACUCACCUUCCCGGAUGUGACUCACAAAGCCUGCAUGAAAAAUGUUUUGUUUUCAAUCUGAUGUUAACUUGCUUUAGAGGUUUUUAUCUCCUGCUCUGUAAAUUUAACUUUAAUCACACACAGUAAGCUGCAGGGUCUAACAAAGCAGGAACUAAGAAAUCAUAAAUUAAACAGAAUGUGCAAUAAAAAAUACAAUUUAAAGGGGCACUGUAGGCACCCAGACUACUUCAUCCCAUGCAAUGUUCCUGUCCCCUUAACACUGCAUGUUAAUUAUUAGAGUCACUUACUGCUUGCUAGGCAACAUUUGGUCGCCUAACUGAAGCUGGACGCCCUCACUCCCUGCAUGAGGACAUCCAGUGUCAGUAAAAUUACCAUAGGAAUGUGUGUGAGUGCCUAGAGAGAUUGGCGCUGGAAUCAUUUGAGUACAGUAAGGGUAAAAACACUAUAAAGUAAGAGUAAAAACACUAUAGUAUUCCUUUAAACAUUAGAUCUGUUUUUAGGAAGACUGUGCAAGUCACAUUCAGGGAGGUGUGACUAGAGCUGUACAAACAAAGUGAUUUAACUCCUAAAUGGCAGAGAAUUGAACAGUGAGUUACUAUAGUAUAAAUACCACUAACUUGGAUCAAUAUAUAAAAUAUCCCAGGAUGUACUGGGUCCAAACAUACAUUUCCUCUUAACAUUUGUGUAUGAUUGUUUUAAGAAUUCUCCCAUGAAUUGGGAAGAUGCAAACUAUAUGGCUUUAUUUCUAAAAAUGUCCUCCUUACCUGUGGUUUUUGAUCGUCUUCACUCAAUCACGUCCUGUCAUCAUUAUCCCCAUCAUCUUAAAUAAUUUUCUUGGAUUACAUCACUUGGUGGCAUUUUAUGCUCUUAAUGGCCUUAUUGUAUGUUUAUUUUUCUCCCAUUAGAAUGUUUUGUUUUUCAAGUUGUGCAAUAUAUGUAUGCAGUUAUUUUCUUCCAUAUGAGUAUGGUGUAUACAUUAUACUAAUCUGGAUUCAGUAUACUAAUCUGAAAACAUUAAUUCAUUAUUGUUCAAUAACUUGCAUAUUGUAUCAAUAUCUAUAGCUGAAACUAUAUUUCUUUUUUACUUUUUAUCACUUGUUUUAUAGGUAGCCAAUCUUGCGACUCUAUUACUGUAAAUUCUCCAUUAAUCUUUGGAUCCCGUCUCACUGCAACCUGCACCGUGAGCAGGACACUGUGUCGUGGUUUAGAGGAAGAUGAGUUCCAAUUUAAAUGGAAGCUAGACAAUGAUUUCAUCCCAAGCUCGCAGUACAUGCAUCCCUUCAAAAAUACAACCACAGUAACUCUUGACAACUUCAACAAAUCAUCAGCACUGCUUUCUUGCUAUAUUAUUGGAGCCAGCAAGCGAAUGCAACUCAUUGACAGAAAAGAUGUUAAAGCUGGCUGUGAGUAUUAUGAUCACAUUUUAGUUACUAUCAUUAGGUUACAUUAUAAAUUAGAAUAUUGGAGGGUAUGUACUUAAAGGGAUACUAUAGUGCCAGGAAAACAAACCCGUUCUCCUGGCACUAUAGGUUCCUACAGUGCCCCCCGCCCUCGGGCCCCCUCCCCUCCCACAGAGCUGAAGGGCUUAAAACAGUCGCUUACCUGAAUCCCAAAUUUGUCUAGAAAUUAUGAAGUGCCUCUAGUGGCUGUCUGAUUCACAGUCACUAGAGGCAGUCUUAGUAAUGUCAUCAUUGCAGUUUCUCUAUAAUUUCAAUGUUUCACAUGUUUUAAAUAUGACAGGGGCACUGCACGCAGGCUACUUCAAGGAGAUGAAGUGGUCUGGGUGCCUAUAAUGUCAUUUUAAUGUGGGAAACUUGCCAUCAGUCAGCUCAAGGACUUGGAAUUCUUGGAGCUCCAAAAUGCACGAAAAGGGAUACUGUUCCCCUGGCUCAUUGGUAGCAUUUGUUCGCGAGGUCCAUGCAAACAAACGUACCGAACAGUGCUCUCCUGGUGUGCGCAUGAAUUGAAGCAGGCAUUUGUAAAGUUUUACCGGUGUUCCAUCUCGGAGUUCCAGACACUCGACAACCAAGUCCUGCUGACUGUUUUUGUGCGACAAGAUGACUGCCGUUUUCUCGGUUGUACGAACAGUGGCCACUGGAAAGAGCACUUAAUUCUUGGGGUCACUUUGUAUUUAAUGAGCCAAGGGUGGUCAUGUUCGGUACUUUUUAAUACCGAAUGGGAGGGACAAAGUUAGAGACAAAGUUUAUACCAGUUUCCCGGAUGGGGUAUGAGCACAGCAAAAGAGAGCAAAAAUAGGAGUUUUGUCAUGAUGCCAUUUAAUGUUAAUUCACUGGUUAAGGUUAAGGACCCAUCAAGAGCAGUAUGAUAUGUAGGGAUGGGUGUUAUUCUUGUAAUUUGAUCAUGGGGAAACAUUUGAACCAUAAGUAAAUAUCAGAAUAUGCUCUUUAGUACAGGAAAAUAUGUAUUUAAAAAUUUACUUCUCCUUACUAGAUAUAUAAAGACUUUAAUAUUAGCCACAUUUAAUGGUUUAAUUUCCACUUUGACUUAAAGGGAAUCUAUAGCAUAAGGAAUACAAAUCGGUAUUCCUAACACUAUAGAGCCCUCUGGUCCCCCUCUCCAUGUGGCCAAACACACUGGCCAGUAAUGGGUUAAAGGGUCCCUCAGCACUGGGUUGUGGUUCCACCUCCUCUGAUGUCAACCAAUUAGGGGGUAUUGCGAAUGCGAGGUGAGCGCCUCACAUCAGUGUUUUCACUGAUGCUGGAUGUCCUCAUGCAGAGUGUGAGGACAUCCAGUGCCAGUUAGGUGACCAAAAGUCUGGUAAAAUCUUGGAAGACCCUCUAGUGGCUGUCUGGUAGGCUGUCUCAGUGCUGCAAUGUAAACAUUGCAAUUUCUCAAAAACUGCAAUGUUUUACAAUGCAGAAUUUGACAGGGACAUAGCACCCAGACCACUUCAAUGAACUUAAGUGGUCUGAGUGCCUAUAGUGUCCCUCUAAAGGAAAUUGUGUUCUGAUAUUGUAUCUGAUCGAAUUUUUUUGUAAACUCUUAGUAUUGUAUAGAAAUCACCUUUUAGAAAAUGAUGUUAUUUAGCACACAAUGUAAAUAUGUCCUUGUACUGUGUCGCAAAUCUUUCUCUUCACUUUCUAGACCCACCUUCUCCUCCCACCAACCUCUCCUGUCUGAUGAAUCUCUUUGAUGACAAAUUGAAUUGUACAUGGGAGCUCGGGAAAGACCCUCUCAUUCAGACUAAUGUCACUCUCUCAAGUAUCAAGUAAGUAGUAAAGGUGAAUAAGUUAAGUAAAUAAAAUUCUUACUUCUGUUCAAGAUUGCAAACUUCAUGCUAUCAGUUCAUAGAAAAUAAUUACUUUUGGUAUACUUAAAAUAAUAAGAAAAUAAUUACAUGAAGUAUGUAGAACACAAGUGUUUUUAGGGAUUGGCCUUAGCGGCUAAAUCUCCAUAUGUGGGGUUCAAGGGAGUCCAGAGUUCCUAACAACCAAUUUAAGCAUGGAGACUAUUUAUUAUCAUUUGUGGUCUCAGGGCCAGGGGAGGACUGAGCACUCGGGCAAAUCAGUCAUGUACAGAGGGCCAGAGGCUCUGGGGGGCCCGUCCGAGGUGAAGUGCAGUAAUGGCUGAGCUGGGGAGUUAAACUAUCUCCCCAGCCAGCCUGCACUCAAUAAGGGGCCCGCACAGCUCUCCGUGGGCCCCUGCUGCAAAAAAUAUUUUCCCCCAUGCAGGGCACACUGAAGGACAGCUAAGGAGCCUUCUCAUAUACCCUCCUAGGCUGCCCUGCAGUGUGCCUAUCUCACUGGGCUGCCUGUAACACUGAUCAGGGCAGUUCCGUAAGGGUUGUUCUCAGGAAGUGACAUCAUCAGUCACAGUGCGGAGCUGCCUUAAUCAGGUAGCAUGUCAUGAUCCUGUGCCCUGGAGUGGUGAGGGACUUUUCAGGAGAGGAUUUCUGGACCACCAGGGAGGUAAGAUUUAAUUUUAAUUUUAUAAUCUCCCCCACUACCGCCCCCAUCACUGCCCUUAUACCCCCUAUACAUUUACACUAACUACAACUCCUAUCAUCCCAAGCCACCCUCUACAGCCCUUCACCCUCUGCAGCCCCUACCCCCUAUUGUCCCCUGCAGCCCCCACUACUGCCCCUUCACAGUCUUUAUAGCCCCAAACCCCCUAUACAUUUACACUAACUACAACUCCUAUCAUCCCAAGGCACCCUUUACAGACCUUACACCCCCUACCCCCUGCUCUCCCCUGCAGCCCCUACCCCCUUCAGCCCAUACCCCAGAGAUAGCAGGAGACCAUAAAGCCCAUAUCCCCUAUUCUCCCCUUCAGUCUCUACCCCCUGCUCCCUCUGCAGCCCCUACACCCUCUGCAGCCCCUACCCCCACUCUCCCCUGCAGCUCCUACCCUCGCUCUGCUCGCUCUGCACCCACUACACUCCCUGCAGCCCCUACCCCUGCUCUCCCCUGCAGCUCUCUACCCCCUGCUCCCCUGAAGCCUCUACCCUCAUCUCCCUCUGCACCCACUACACCCAUUGUAGCCCUUACCCCCUGCUCUCCCCUGCAGCCUCUAGCCCCUGCUCCCUCUACACCCACUACACCCCCUGCAGCCCCUACCCCCUGUUCUCCCCUGCAGCCCCUACCCCCUGCUCUCUCCUGCAGCCCCUAUCCUAUAUACUCCCUGCAGCCCUGACCCCAUGCUCUCCCCUGCAGCCUCUACCUUGCUCCCUCUGCAGCCCCCCCUGCUCCCUCUGCACCCACUACACCCUCUGCAGCCCCCUGCUGCUAUCUGCCUGCAGCCCCUAGCCCUCCUCCCUCUGCAGCCCCCCCCCUACUCUCUUGCAGCUCCUACCCCCUGCUCUCUCUUGCAGCUUCUACCCCUGCAGCUCCUACCCCUGUUCUCCCUGCGCCCUAACCCCUGCUCUCCCCUGCAGUCUCUACCCCUGCAGCCCCAACCCCCCUGCUCCCUCUGCACCCACUACACCCUCUGCAGCUCCUACCCAUUGCUCUAUUGCAGCUUCUACCCCCUGCUCUCUCUUGCAGCUCCUACCCCCUGCUCUCCCCUGCAGUCCCUACCCCCUGCAACUCCUAUCUCUGUAGCCCCUACACCUUGCUCUCCCCUACAGCCCCUACCCCCUGCAGCCCCUACCCCAUGCUCUCCCAUGCAGCCCCUAACCCCUGCUCCUCUGCAGCCUCUACCCCUGCUCCCUCUGCAGUCCCUACCCCCUGCACCCACUAACCCCUGCAGCCACUACCCCCUUGCAGUCUCUAUGAGGAGAUGAUGAUUGUUGCAGUGUAGAGUCUUGCCGCGCAUGCACAAUCGCCUUCCAGUGCAUUCCUAUGGUAAAGCUGAGAUCAUCUAAAUUUAUGAACUCUGCCAAGGAGGUGGAGCAGGGGCAGCGCAGCCACAAGUUUGGACGGCGCUGGAAUAAAGGGGAGUAAAACACCUUUUUUAACGGUUGCCAAUAAACCUAUAGUUUCAGGAAUACACGUUUGUAUUCCUGACACUAUAGUGUUCUUUUAAGGUGGCUCAUAACAUUUAACACUUGGUUUGUAAUUUAAGAUGCAAAAUUUGGAGGCCUGCAAACCUCAUACAAACACAUUGCCAAAAUUCACAAAUACCCCCUUAUGUUGCCAUGGUACACAAACACACAUAAAACAAAUACAACCCUAUUUACAAAACCAAAAACAUGUAUUCAGGGGGGCUUACAGUGAAUAUACACACAAAAACAUACAUUCACUUUACAUGUACAUACAAUCAAAUACACAGUACCCUACACCAGCAUAUAUAUAUAUAUUGGUCUGCUGGGGGCCCAGGUGCUAUUUUUUCCCAGGGGCCCAGGCCAUUGUCAGUCGUUUGUUUUUUUCCAAUUUGACAAUUUUUAUUGCAUGUACAUGAGGAAGCAAUAUCAUACAUAGGAGGUUCCAGGCACAUUUUAUAGUAGAUGCAGUUAGUGAAUUUCAGGGUAACAAUACAUGCACAACAGUGUCUACAUUGUUCCUCACCAUAAUCUAGUUGGUUCAUGCAGGAUGACAAGCCUUUAUAUAUCAACAAAGCCGUGUCCCAUCUUUUUCUCCCUAAGUUGUAACCCAGGUCCCUUGUCCAUGAAUCCAUGAUUAGUGGGGAUUUCUGUUCUUUAUUUAAUAAUGAAUAGAUAGCGGAGGGAGAUCAUCUCUCUCAAGGAUUUGAGUUUCAAGCAUGUUUGCUCAAAUGAUGACAGAGCAUCUUGGAUCACUUGGGUCCAAUGUGUCAUCCCUAUCUUUGUCAUGUAAGAUUUCAGCUGUAGAUAGGAAAAUAGUGCCCUAUUAGGCAGAUCAAAUUGGGUACGUAUGUCAUCAAAAGAUAGUAGUUGGGUUCCCUUUGUAGAUGUGAUGUAAAUGAGUCCUUCCAUGUCUUAUGUUGAAAUGUGGGAAUUAGGUAGGCCAUAGUAUUCAUUGGUCUUGCCAGGAAUAUGGGGUGGCAUGUAGUUAAUUUGCACAUUGUUAAGUCCCAGGUUCGAAACAGUAGGAGUGUUGGUUUUUAGCAUAUGGGGGAGUUUGGGUCUAGAAUAUACCGUAUGUACAGCGUUUAUGAAGGGUAUUGGGAAUUGGAAUUUUGUACAGCAUCUAGUAAUGGCCAACUGAGGCAGUCAAAAGCCUUUUGACGCAUCUGUGAAGACCAAAAGGUCCCUGCUAUUAAGUUUUUGAUGCUGUGAAUAAGGUCAGUAACUUUGCGGGUGUUAUCCCACCCCUGCCUCCCCUAGGGGAAUCACACUUGGUCUCCAUGGACCAGUGAUGGGAGAAUCAUAUUAAGUCUCCACGCUUGGAUUUUAGCAUAUAAUUUGGUGUCUGUGUUCAGUAAUGAUGUGGAGCGGAUGUUUUGGCAUGUCGUUGGGGGUUUCCCUGGCUUUGGGAGUGUUACUAUAUGCGCAAACAGUAGCUCCUGUGGUAAGGUAGCAGAGAGGGAAGCAUGAUCGAAUGUUUGGGCUAAAACUGGUGCGAAGGUCUGAGAAAACAUUUUGUAAUAUAGGUUAGUAAAGCCGUCAGGGCCGGGUGCCUUGUUGGCUGGUAAAGUGGCUAUGGCGUAUGCUACUUCCUUGGGUGUGAUUGGACCUUUAAAGGAUAUCUUUCUGGGUUUGUGUUAAGCUAGGCAAUUUUAUGUCUCAUCAAUAUUUAGUGAUAGAGUUGGCUGUACAGUAUGUGGGUUUCUCUGUAUAUUAUAGAGUGAUUCAUAGUAUUUAGCGAAUGUAUUGCCAGUAUCUUUUGGUAAAAGCACUUUUUCACCAGAAGGUGUGUGGAGGCUAGUGGCAGUUUUAAUGUCACAAGAUAGCAAUUUGCAGCUAUUAUGUUUUGACACCAGUUUUUUUGUGAGAUUUGCAGAAACCCUUGCAUACUUGCACAAAAAUGAUCUUUUGCAGCGGCUGAAAAGAAACAAAAAACAUUGAAAAUCUAAAUAUUAUCAGGUUCUAAUUCGAUUUAGUGGAUAAUGUAAGUAAUUUUAGUAUGACGGGUCCAUUUUUCUGGUAUUGGUAAAGACUAUAUGACAUAUACAGUUUGUACUAUGAUUUAAAUAUCUAGAAAAGGCAGCAAACCCAAAUCAUCAUUGCCUUUCAAAAUUCAUUGCCUUUCAAAAAGACAACAAAAUCACUGCAAAAAAGGUUUUCAAUGUGCGUAAACAUUGUCUAAAUUGUCAGCCUUCGGUAGUGGCAAUUGAAUUCCAGAGUGGCUUUUUAAAUAACUACCCCUUUUGCCCUAUUACUAAUGUACACUUGGUUUAGCAUAUUAUGAAAGGUGGCCCUGUGGCUGGAUGUGUUAAGCAAAGUCAUUGAACAAUCUAUGAAGAGGAAGUUGAAAUUAAGAUCUGUUGAAAUAGGUGAUGUGUUCAUAAAUGGAAUGUUUUGUUGAAGCAAGGCAGAACCAGAUUUAGGUAGAGUAGGCACCUGUGCACAGGCAGAUGUCCUGUAGGGUUCCCCUGUUUUCAGCUCUUAAAAUAUGCCUUUUUGGAGCUUAGAUGGGCUGGUGGGGAGAGACAAGUAUCAUAAGCCUUGGAAAGUGUCCUCUGAGUCCAGUACUAUUAGCAGAGUUGUAGGAACAGUUAUAGAUGGUAUUAAACUCAGUGCUGUCCUUAGAACUAGUGGUGGUUACAUGGCAUUCUCUCUUUAUAACUAACAUUCACUGGCCAAUCACAAAGUUCUACAUGUGAAUAACUCUCAAAACCAGUACUUAAUAAUGCUUGCCAUAUAACUGUCCCUAAUCAGAUAGACAACCAUUUUUUGUUUUUAAUGCAUCUUUUUUAACUUGUAAUCCACAUUAGUUGUGAGACGUGUAGUUGCAAAUAUUCAAUCUUUAAUCACUUAAAACAACAUAGUGUAAAACCAUACAUAAACGUUACAUAUUGGACUCACAAGUGGAAAACCAAAGAUGUGACUGAAAAGGCUCAUAAAGAGAUCUAUGAGACCUCCAAUGGAUAGUCAGCUUCUGUAUCCUGUGGUCCGCUUUAUCCAGUGAUCCUGCUGAUAGAGGGUCUGGAUCCUGAUCUCUUUAAUAUUGUUAGAAGUCACGGUAUAACACAAGGGUAGCUCCCCUAAAAAAUGGCAUGGCUAUGGACUUUUUGACUAGCUUUACCAUUAAAAUAGCUCAACGCCUUUGUUGAGCAAAAGUUCUCAAAAAAAAGUUUACAAAAAUGGAAAACCCAAACAAAAAAUAGCAUUGCAAUUAUAAUUAUAACAGGCUCUCCUUCUAUAUAACAGGGCCACAUCAAAGUGUGAAGCUUCUCCUGAAGUGAAAGAAAAUAUAAUUCCCAAAGAGUACAAAACGUCAGCUCUUAUCCCCCGUAAACAGUUUAACCUCUACAAGAAACUUGCAGUGAGUGUUACUGUGAAAAAUGCACUGGGAUCAGCGACCUCUACUAUCUGCUUAGUGCCUGGACAUGAAGGUAGGUUCUCAUAUGUGCGUAAUUUCCAAAGUAUAUUAAACAGUGUUUAAUAUAAGCCCAUUCAGCUAAUGACCUGUAAAAAAUGGGGCAUUAAUUCUCGGGAUGAAAAUAUAAUGUUGCUCAUUUGUAACUAAAAGGUAAGACCACCUAAAGAAGUAUAUUAUGGCACUAGAGAAAAAGUGCAGAGGCUGGCUGCAAAAUUAAUAAGGAUAAUGGUAAAUUGUAGUUAUGAAGAAAGGCUAACACAUUUAAAUCAGUUUGUUUUAGUAAAAUGGCACCUUUAGAGGGGAUAUGAGAUAAAAUUUUAUAUAUAUAUAUAUAUAUAUAUAUAUAUAUAUAGUCAAUACAAAUCAUUGUUUGGAAAUCUUUAAAACUGCCUUUGGGAGAGAUGGCGUGGAUCCUUUCUCUUGAGUCUAGUGUGGCUGCUGUGACUGUCAUCUUCUUGCUCUGCUUCCUCAAGUGCUGUUUAGUAAUGCAAGGGCCAUAGUGACACCACAUUCCACCUCCUGUCAUCACUGCAGGGCACGCAAUAGAGCAGAACAAAAAGAGCACUUCCUCACUGAACUUCCUCAAGAAAUCAGCAUACCCUCACCACCUGUCUACAUUACACACAGCCACCCACCUCAGGGUGCCCUAAAUUGGCAAUCAGGCCAGCUCUUGAAACCCCCAUGACAGUCGGAACACAGGUGGCCUGGUCACAGCGGUGUCUGUGCAAGCUUUUGGGGGUGGCGUUUUUUUCCGCCCCCCUGGAAAGUGCCACCCAAGGCAAAUGUUGAUAGAUACUACUUACACUGUUAGUCUUUUGAUAGACACUGAGUGUGUGUAAAUUUGAUUGGCAACUGAAACCGAUCCAGGCUUUAAGCUCUGCCCAUUGUCAAGUUUUGUCAAUCUGACUGCUAUACAUGAAGAAAAGUAGUUGUUAUGUUUUAAUGAAAACUAGAAUGCUCAGGAAAUAAAUAAAAAGAGAUUCAGACAAAGGGAGCUUUAUAGAAAGUAAUUAGAUAAAAUGUAUUUUUGGUGAUAGAGCAACUUUAACUUUCCAUUCAAAAAAAUAAAUUCAAAAGAAAACUAUUUUUUAUAUCUCCAAAUUUAUUUGACCUGUCCAUAAGGUGAAAAAACAUCUCAUCCUAAUUCUUUGCAAUUUUGUGAAAAAGUGAUGUGGUAGCAACUGUUUGUUUGCUGUCCUUUUAGCCUCAUGAUGCUGAAUCAGUAACCAAACUCUAAUUUGUGUUUUAAGAGCUAGUUAGUGUGGAAAUGCUGAUUAAACAACAUCUCUAGUACCAUAGGUUGUAAGUUUAACUACAGCAGCUAGCUAUUUUUACAGACUGGCCACCAAUAACACCUUCUUGCAAAGAUUCCAACCACUUGCAGAUUAGUGACCUGCUGAUAAAGCACAGAAACACACACUGUGAUAGUGACAAUGUAUACAAUGUGUUAAACAUGAUGUUGUGCUAUGCCAUAUAAUAUAUGAAUGGAAAGUUUGUUUAUUUCUACUGUAUGAAUUGUUAUUUAAAUGAUACAUGCACUUUACUUAUAAAAGGAAUACUUUUCUGUUCUAUGUCAAGUAACUGGCCUAUGGUUUAUUAUGCUUUGAUAUGUAUUUUAGGUUUACCUUCAGGUUUUAAGUUUAUUAUGCUUUGAUAUGUACUUUAGGUUUUCCUUAGAGCCUUACCUCCCUGCCAGGGUGGAUUAACAUAGGGGCUGAUGGAGUUGCAGCUCCAGGCCCAUGCCCAUGGAAUAGGUCCAUUGAUUUAAAUAGAUUUUUACGUUUUUUUAUUUUAUUUUAUUUUUUACACAGUACUCUUAGGGUUACCACUUGGCCGGUAUUUAUAUGAGGCUGCACGGCCGGUGCCGAUAUUGCAGUAAUACCAGCAAUACAAAUGCUGGUAUUUUUUUCAGUAUAAUCAGAGAUUACUCUGCAGGGAGAGAGGCAGGGAUAGGAAGUUACAGCGUAUACCUGCAUCUCUCUACUCACUGAUCCACGGCGGAGAAGUAACACAGCACAGAGAGUCCAGACAGGAGCUCCCAGCCUGCAGAGACAGCCUACAGCUCAGGGAAGUGAGGGAUGGGGUAAACAGUGAGACAUGGGGACACUAAGACACUAGGGGAUACUGUGAGACAUGGGGGACACAGGGAGACAUCUGGGGACGCUUUGAAACUUGGGGACACACACACAAAGGGACAAUGAGACAUAGGGACAAUGAGACAUUGGGACACUGGGAGACCUGGGAACACUGAGACACUAGGGGACACUGGGAGACAUGGGGACACAGACACAUGGGAACACACAUGUCUCUCAGUGUCCCUAGUGUCUCAGUGUUCCCAUGUUUCCCAGUGUCCCUAGUGUCUGUGUGCCCAUAUCUCCCAGUGUCCCCAGUGUUUCAGUGUCCCCAUGUCUCUGUCCCCUAGUGACAUGGGGACACUGGGAGACAUGGGGACACAGACACGGGGACACUGGGAGACAUGGGGCACUGAGACACUGUGAUACAUAGGGACACUAUGAUACAUAGUCUCAGUGUCCCCCUGUGUCCCCAAAUCUCCCAGUGUCCCCAAGUGUCUGUGUCCUCAUGUCUCACUAGUGGUUCUGCAUCUGCAGGACUUCGGGACUGGAGGACCGGCCAUGUCCCUAGCCCUGCAUCAACUGCUAGGCCGCAAGUCGGACCUGCUUCGGCUAGCGCUUCUGGAGUGCCUGUAGUGCCUCUGUCCCGUUCCCACUGAUGGCUCUGUGCCUUGGGUGAGUGUGGGGCCCAUUUAACUUGUCUGGGUCAGGGUGAUGGAGGCUUCAAGUCGGCCGCUUGGUGGGAGCUCUGGGUGCCUGCGACUUCUCCGCAUUGCGGUCAAGCUCUACCUUGUUUUCCUUUUUAAACUCACCAUUUCUGCAUUACUCCCAAAUUGUAAGGUUUCCCCUUAUGCUCAAAAAUACUGCUGUCAAUGACUUUCAUCUUUGGGAGUGGUAAUACAGUGCACUUUAAAGAUGGGGAUUUCAACUAUGAUUUUAAAUUAUUUAAUAUUUUUACUCUCUAUUAAUUUACUGGCUGGGGGGGGAGGGUUGUAUUUUAAUGCACUAUUUACAAAAUGCAUUCAAAAAGAAAGCUUCAACCCUGUCCUGGAAUGUACCUUUUAGUGUGUGUAAGGCAGUGUGCUAAUCAAGUAUUUCCUGAAGAACAUAGCUGAAUUGUAGAAAGUUUGUAGUUCAACUAUUGUGGCCAAAAAAAGUAUAAUUUCAUUAGAAUUCUUCCCUGUGUAAAUAUGAUGCAUUAUAAAAUGUCAGUAUCUUUUUUUUCUCAGCCUGCUUUUUUUUUAUUUCAGUCAAGCUAGACCCUCCAGUUAUCGAGGAAGCAACAGCUUCUGUUCCUGGCUGUGUUAAAUUACAGUGGAGAAAUGGCAAGACAGGUUUUUACAUUGUAGAACAGACAUACCAACUGCGCUACAGAAAAGAAGAUGAGAAAAAAUGGACAGAGGUAAGUGACUAUAUUUAGUAUAUAGAUAAUGAUUAAUGAAUUAUGUGUUAAAAAAAGAUUAUGCAAUACAGGAACCUUAAAUAUCCUUGUUAUGUUUUAGGAAGUGUUUAGAAAGGCUGUGCAAGUUACAGGCAGCGAGGUGUGACUAGGGCUGUAUAAAGAAGUGAGUUAACACUUAAAUGGCAGAGAAAUGAGCAGUGAGAUUGCAGAGGCAUGAUCUGUACACCAAAACUGCUUCAUUAAGCUAAAGUUGUUUUGGUGUAGGGGAACAAAAUUGACAAUGAAAUUAGUUAAGGGAAAGCUGUCUGCUCACUGUGCAUUUGCUCUUGCUGCUUCAGUCUCUCUAACACUGUAGCUUUUCCCUUUUCUUCUACACUCACUCCAUCCACCUUUUUUCUGACCCAGACUCCAUACCAGGAUCUUCUGCCUGCUAAUAAAGAGAGGAGUGGACAAGUGAGUGCUAGGGGGACAGACCCAAGAAAGCAUAGUGCCUGUGCAUCUUUAGACACAUUUGUGUCAAGCUCAGGGUGCUGUCUCCAUAGUGCGCCUUUAGUUGGCCAGCCUGCAUGAUUGUCAGGCAGCCUGACAUACAUUCAUGAAGGCUACUUAAAAUCACCUAUCUCAGCAAACAAAUAUAGAGAUUCAGUUCCACCAUAUGGCCACCUUCACAGAACCCCAAUAUCGGUGGUUCCUAUACUAAUUCCAACGUGGGAGACAAAUUAAAUUGUGCUAGUGCUAAAUAAGCUAAAGUGACGCUUCCCAGUUUUAUCUGCACUAUCACUAUGCUAUUCUUAAAAACACACAAAAACUUUUUGCGACAAUAUCGCCGUAGGUUUACUAGCACAUGUUAAAGCAUCAAGACAUAUACAGUUACAAAAAAUCAUAAUGUGUUCACCUACUCACAUUAUGUAAUUGUUAUAUGUAACACUGUCAACUACAAAUAAAGAAUUUUAAAAAAAAUAAGCUAGUGUAUUUUUAAUCUGUUGUAAAAGCAUUGUAAAAAUGCAAAAUUAAUGUGAAAAAAAUGCAGUGUCAAAGCUAAACAAUUGAAGUGAUAGUGCUUUUAUGUAUAUACUCAGAAUGCAUAUCGUAUAUCUGUUCUAUACCAAAUGAAAAUUAUAAUUAAAGGGACAUUACUUUCCAAAACCUCCUUAAACUUGAACUUUUCUGAAGUCACCUCCAAAGGGGCACCUCAACCCAAAAUAAAUCUGGUCUAUACUCCAAACUCACAUAGUAAAAACAAAAAGGGAAUUGGGGAUGCCCUCUUUUGUUUUUACUAUGCAUUCACACCAGACUGAACUUCCAAUUAUUUGCCCUCUUUCUGUCUGUCCACCCCAUUUGGCAGUGCUGGUUACGUGUUUCGCAUCAGUGGGCCACCGUUUUACCCCGCCCAUCGACAUCCUGCUUCACCAGAUGCUGAUGUUAUUAGGUAUUGGUUUGCUUGAGAGAUGAAAGCAAGAUUAACAUAGGGUAUGUGUUUUCUUAUAGCUACAUCAUGUGAGUUUUCCUCAAGGCACCACUUCCAUAAGGUACAUGAUGCUUAGGAGGUAUGACUUUUUUAGUGUUUUCUGUCGAGUCGGCAGAGCCAAUGUUCUUUUUAUCCGGCCCUGACCAAGUACCUUGGAAAAGUGGACCUAAAGAAAGGAAACUAAUAACUGUCUGAAUGAGUAGCAUACAUUGGUGAACACUAAAAAUCAAAGAGGACAUAUAGUUUCUACAGGUUUUAAGUUGUGUUUAAUGUUGUCGGACCUACUGGAGAUUGUUUCACUCUCACAGUAUUGUAACAUGGAUAUACUAGGAAUCAACAUAAACCAAAUAUUUUUAUACUUGAUAAAAUAACUGAAUGUUUAAAACUCUGCAGCUUAACGGGUUACUCCAACCAAAACACAGUGUUUUAAGAAAACAUUGAUUUUGGUCAGAGUAAACCUUCCUUUGCUGGUCCCUCCCUCAGCCCCUAAAAAAAACAGGAUUAUAGCUAAAAGAAAACUUACUUCGGUCCAACUGCCUAGUCCAAAUUUUCUCUGCAGCCCAAUCUUCCAGCACUGACAUUUCUCCCCCUUACAUGAGAGCGACAGAUAUCGGGAAGUGUGGGCUGAGGGAAAGAUAUGGGGACAGGGAUCAGUGCUGCCAUUGGCUGUCUUUUGCCUACAUGCUGUGCUUCCAGCGCCGGGCGGGGAGCUCUCCUCCUCCUCUCCGCCUCCGAUCCUCUUCUUCGGCUGAAUGCGCAUGCACGGCAGGAGCCUGUCUCAUAGGAAAGCAUUUAUAAUGCUUUCCUAUGGACGCUGGCAUCUUCUCACUGUGAUUUAGGCUUUAGAGGCUGGAUCAACCCUAUUUUAAACAUAGCAGUUUCUCUGAAUAGAACAGAUGUAGUUGUCUGGGUGCCUUCAAGCAAUUAUGAAGACAGCCAUAGAACACUUUAAAUUUACAAACACAAAGUGGUUAUAAGCCCAUCAACAAUCAUGCCUAAUAGCUAGGUGCCUAUGAGUAAAAAUGAAAAGAAAACAAAGUAGGGGAGGUAAAAAAAAUAUUUGAUGUAAAAUUCAUACUCCACGAGGCAAGCAAGGACCCAAAAAUACAAAACACAGGCAUGGGAUAUACAUCAUCUCCAUAAAAAUUUCCUCAAGUGUCAUUUAUUAUGAAAAUUAUAAUCAUAGCAAUGAUCAAUAUUAUUAGCAUGUAUAUUGCACCAACAUAUUCCAAAGAGCUUUACAAUUAUAAAAUGGAAAUAACAACCAGUAAAUGUCCUACAAGAAUUAGCAUAGACAAGAAAUUAAGAAGACAGUCUACAUUAAAUAUUUAAGACUGUUUUAAUACCUAAUGUGAAACCAUUUGUCCAUGAAAAGGAGUUGGGAACAUCACUGAUAGUCACUGAUAGUUUUUAAUAUCCUGCUGAAUAUAGUUUGACCUUAUUAUUUUACAUGAUCAUUCUGCAUUGAUUUACUUGCUUUGGUUAAAGUAACCUGCGUGCCUUCUUGUUCCGUCCCUGCCACCAUGCUUAAUUUCAUUUCAGACAACAAGGGAAGUUAGUAUUGCAACACCCUUGUUGUUGAAAGUCUGGAAAUAUCACAAUUGCAUUGUUUCAGGGUUGUGUUAUCCCGUCUAACUAGCCCACCUGGUCCAAUCACACAGGAGAGCUACUCUAGCUCAAAUUGCUGAAAAAGGUAAUGCCUACCAUGAUAGAAAAGUGUCAGAACAUACAGUGCAUGGAGUUUGCUGCUUAUUAGGCUAUAAAACCGCAGACCGGUCAGAGUGCCUUCUGUGGGGACAUGCGCAUCAGAACUGGACAAUGGAGCAAUGGAAGAAAGUUGCAUGUUCUGAUGAAUACAUUUUUCUUUUAGAUCAAGUGGAUGACCUGAUGUGUUUGCAUUGUUUACCUGGGGAAGCGAUGGCAACAGGAUGCGCUGUGGGAAUAAGGCAGGUCACCAGAGGCAGUCUCAUGCGCUGGGAAAUGUUCUGCUACAGAUUGUUACAGACCAUGUACACUCCUUCAUGGCAAUAAUGUUCCCUAAUGGCAAUGGCCUCUGUGGCGAAACCAACCUCGCCACUGUACACUGGAGAAGCCUGGUUGCUCGCCUGCUCCCUUUAGACUAUGGUCCUGCAUUUUAAACUUUUUAUUUUACCGGCAGAAAGGUUUAUUCGUGCCUUUCUGCGGACUGUUAAAGCCAUGCUACCCCAGAUAUCUAUGCCAUGGAGCCCAGCCGUAUACUGAAAGACUGUAUGAAAGACUUUGGCUCCAUGGCGAUUGAACUGUAUGUAUGUGAUCUGAGCGCCAUUCGGUAGUAAUGUGUGCUCAGAUCUAAGCUAUCUGGGGAUAUGUAGAAUGUCCAUGUUUUAUGAAAUAAAUGUAACUGUAUGUAAUUUUAUGUCUUUUAUUGUCCUUUGUCUGCCAUGUGGUUAAUGGAGUCUUGCCUCUGUCCUGGGAGAUAAUUUGAUUACUUCACAGUUAUCUCCAGGACAGAGAGGAGGGAUUGUGAUGUAAUUGUGGGUGUGUUUUACGGUUCCCCUGUAACGAUUGGUUGUACUGUGUCCCACCCUGUGGGAUGUCCCCUUGCAUGGGACUUGCAUAAAAGCCAGUGUGGGGCCAUUACAGAGUGUUCCUGCUUAACCCUCAAAGUGAAGUGUCGACUCAUUAUUGGGGGAGGAUUUAUGGUAUGCUGUUCCAGUUUGACUGCUAGGAGUGUAAGCUGAUUGUAUGCUUUUCCUGUUCAGCUGUUUCCAGUAUUCGUGAGUUUCCUGUUCAGGAGUUGGAGAAUUCGUUUAGUUUGCAGUUCGGGAGACUGGUGCUUGCAGUAGCUGUCUGUGCAUCUGAAAGGGGAAUAUCGCCUAAACGGUUUUUAACCUCUUGUGUGCAAAACGGUCCGUUACAGCCUCUUUCAGUGGCAUAAUGUACAUGAAAAUUCGUUCAGGAAUGGUUUGAGGAGCAUGACAAAGAGUUCAAUUUGGGGGCAACCCUUGGCCUCCAAAUUCCUCAGAUCUCAAUCUAAUUGAGCAUCUGUGGGAUGUGCUGAAACAAUAAAUCCAAUCCAUGGAGGCCUCACCUCGCAGCCUGCAGGACCUAAGGGAUAUGCUGCUAAUGUAUUGAUGACAGAUACCACAGGACAUGUUCAGAGGGUUUAUGGAGUGCAUGCUGCAAUCCAGCAGCAUUGGCAGCAUGAGGAGGACCUACACAAUAUUACACAGAUGGUUUUAAUAUUGUGAACGAUCAAUGUAUGCAAGAUAUAAACAGGAAAAAUCAAGAACUAAAACUCAGGAACAAAAAGAUAUAAAAAAACACUAAAUGAACCUGCCGUAAUUAACCCUAAAAAGCAAUUUCUACUUGAUGAUUUUCAGCAUCUGGAAAUAGAAAUCACAUCAUCUCUACUGCUACACAAUAUAAAGAAGACUAUACUUAUCUUUCCAGAUAGACCUAGGGGACUAAUGCUUGGAGUUAUUAAAAACUAAAAAGAACUAAAAAAAAAAAGUAAAAUCUAUUAGGGUUAUAUACUAAAGUGAUAACUUAAGGAAUUCUAAGUGGAUUCAAAGUGAACUUCAAAUUUUAGAGUAAAAUAGCCCAACUGCAAUAUUUUUUUUUAAUCCAGCUAUUUUGGCUUUAAAUUCAAAAUUAAGAAUUCCAGACAAUUCUCACUUUAGUUAAUAAUAAAAAAAAAAAAACUUUAGUCUGCAGACAAACAACACCUCUCAUAUUAUAUCAGAUAUAUAGAUAUAAUUAUGGGACUUAAUUAAGUAAAAUGUAAUCUGCAACAUUCUGCUUGCAGGAAAAACAUUUUCAAAAAUGCUGCCCACUGAUAUUAUUAUCCCCAAUUUACCCGACCGGCAGGGCCGCAUUAACAUAGGGGCUGAUGGAGCUGGAGCUGCUCUUCCAGGCCCAGGCCCAUGGAAUAGAGCCAUUGAUUUAAGGAAAAAAUAUAUGUUUGGUUAUUUUGAAGCUUCCUAUCUUCAGACCGGCUACAAGCAAUCUCUCGUUAUACUAAUUACACGUGUACCAAACCAGGACUGUUUAUACUGCUGACCUCCUUUCUCCAACGCUUUGACUUCGGAUUACCUUUGGAACCUUCCGGCUUCGUAAAGCCUCCAAGUAACUUCAAGUUAUAAAUUGGAUUAAUUCCUUACUACUCACACCUCUAUUUCUUUUCGUGCCUCCUGAGUUCUAUUCAUCAGAAAGCUAUCAUUAUAUUCCAUACAUGAACUCAUUUCAUCUACUAUCUUCAUAUUGUAUUCCUUAAAAGCUGCAGGAACUCAUAUCAUCAAACUAUAUUUUUUCCUUAAGCUGCAGGAUUUUAUUUCGUCAAACUGUCUUCAUUCCUUAAAGCUACAGGAACUCAUCUCACCUACUACCUCCAUAUUGUAUUCUUUAAAGCUACAGGAACUACAUCUACUACCUUCAUAUUGUAUUCCUUAAAGCUUCAGGAACUCAUCUCAUCAAACUACCUUAAUUCCUUAAAGCUUAAGGAACUCACUUCAUCAAAUUCUCUUCACAUUGUAUUCCUUAAAGCAAUAGGAACUAUCCUCAUUGAACUAUCUUCAUAUUGUAUUCCUUAAAGCUACAGGAACUCAUCAUAUCACUUUAUCUGCAUGUCUCGUUAAUUAAGGCUACAGGAACUCUUCUCAUCUAACUAUAUCUAUAUUGUAUUCCUUAAAACUACAGGAACUCUUCUUCUCAAACUAUCAUAUUGUUCCCUUAAAGCUACAGGAACUCUACUCUUCAAACUUUCUACAUAUUGUGUUCCUUAAGACUACAGGAACCCUUCUCAUUGAAUUCAUCGCAUCAAAUUAUAUUCAUAUUGUAUUCUUCAAAUAAUAGGAAUUGUUCCAACAAUCACUUCUAAAUAAAACCUUAUUGAAGAACUAAUCUUUAUUUCCUAAUUAUUAAUCUAAAAAACCUAAAGGUUUUCCUAAUUUUAUUUAUGCAGUUGAGUUCCACUCCAAAUCCGUAGAAAGCAUAACAAUGUGAUGUCACGCAUACAUAAAUAGUUAUGCAAAUUAGUAGGGCCUGUAUUUUUUUCCAAGAAAGGUGGCAACCCUAACUACUCUUCACAUACUCUUGCUUAAGUAUGGAAACUUAAGAUGGAUAUAUGGAAGCAAAACUUGUGUGGAUUAACUGAAAUGAAAUUGAUACCGGAGAAACUGACGGAAGCAAAGCACAGAGGGAUGGACACAGGUUUCUUCAGGAAGGAAGAGAUUCUUUAUUGGAUCACCGAUCGGGACUCAGAGGGACUAAUGUCACCAAAAAUACAGCAAGUUCUGAGCCCUGAACAAUAGUGCAGGCUCCCUAUAUAGGCACAUAACUCCUCCCAUAUUAAGCUCCACCCGCACAUUCUCUUGACCAAUCAUUACAAAUAAGAAUUAACUUCCUGCUUGACCGCAUGGCUUGUCCAGCACAAUGGAGGAGGGGAAUACUACAUCCUCCAUUGCACUAUUCUUGCACAUGCUCCAUACACUACUGAUCGUAUCUUGCCUCGUGCAACCAACUGAUCGAUACGUCAGCAUAUGCACGUACACAUGCCACGUGGUAAUCUCGGCCUACUAAAUUUAUUUUUACCGAGAUUCCACCACAUUCCCCCCUUUGAUGCCUCUUGAUAUUUUACAAUUACUUGAGGCAUCACUUAACCUUGGUUUGCAUACACCACAAGUUACCUUUGAACCAGACCAGACUUAUCCUACGAUGUGAAUCUUCAACACUCGUCUUCCUGCAUUAGUUCUCCCUGAUCUAGAGCCUUAUAUUUAUAAAUUGCCAUUAUCUGUGCAGCAGCCUUCCUCUCUGCUAUAUUUUCUAUCAGGCUUUGCACAGACCUAACUACUAAGGGUAUAAGACACGGCGGGAGUAGACACAACAUUAAAAUCAGUAGGACUCCACCUACCACUGCCUUAAGCCCUCCAAACCACUCAUACCAGCUACCAAACCAACUACUUGGAUUGUACCCUUUCCAUACCUGAGUAGGCACAUGCGCUAGUUUAACCAUAUGGCUAGUAAGCUCAGCUAUUGCUUGCCCUUCGUCAUCUAUUUGAAGACAGCAAUUACUCAGGUUAAACUUCCCACAUACACCUCCCUCUACUGCCAAAAGAUAAUCCAAGGCUAAUCUAUUUUGGUAAACUGCUGUCCUCAUCCUGGUAUUAUGCUUCGCUAGAAGAUUGAGAGCUUGUGAUGUCUCGUUAGUAAUGAUCUCAACCACCGCCUGUAACCUUAUAAUGCGGUUGAGCAUAUAAAUAGGGGUUCUAUAACCAAAGGUACCAUCCUCUGCCCACGUGGCUGGCCCAUAAUAAUCUAUAAUACGCUGGGGAGGCCAUUCAUUAUCUUCCCAGGCACCUAUCUCUAUGAGUCCCCUUUUCUUCCUAUGAUUCACAUCAUACACUUUAACACCUAAAGUCUCACCUGUUUCAAUAGGCAACAAGAAGAAGGAUGGUUUUAACAUACCCAACACACAUGCCCCUUCUCAGUCCUGUGGUAACUCCGAAUAGGCCUUCUUACCACAGAUCCAGUACAAAUUCGCUGGGGCUCUCCAGUUAGAUGUGAUGGAUAGAUCAAACCAUACGUCCUUUAAAUUGGCAUAUCUUGCAAGCGGGUUAGAUGGUUCUGAGACAUUUGAAGCCGACCACCAAGUUGUAUUCUUUGUAUCAUCAUCAUAAGCUUUUUGCCCUAGACAAGUUAAUUCUCCUACAGAAGUAUUAUACAUCAUUCCUUUCCUCGCUAUGCAAGCAUAACCUAUGAUGGAGGUCUUCAAUCUCCACUCAGAUUUACCUCUAACACUCAUAUGAUAGUCGGCUUGUGUAGAUAUUAAUUGGUCAACUGCCUCAGAACCGGACAUUACCUCCUUUGCUUCCCAAGGCCAUUGGUCUCCCAUGUUAGUACCUCCACACACAUAGCAGUUGGUAACAUUAAGACUACCGGCAAUACUUUCGGCUAAAUCAAUGAACAAGUUUUUAGCAUUAUGGGGGAUCUUAUUAUCUAUGCUCAUCUCUUCAUAAAAGGAAUGGUAUACUUGAUGAGUUUGGGAGGUUACCGUAUCAGACUCUAUCCCUAUAAACAAUAUUGUCCCAGGGUCUAAACCCGUCCCAUAUAUUUAAAACCCAAAUAAAUUACCAUAUUUAUCUAAGAACUUGUCAGGGUUAUUUAUAAGUAUAUGGAUUGGAUUGCAUUCCAUAGACUUACAAUAUGGAUUAGUAGGCAACUUAGUCACAAUCAUGUCCUUGUCUGCUGUCUGUCCCCAAAUCGCCCACCCCACACAAGACCAAUAUGGGCAGAAGUUAUAAUCUCUAUUUGGGCAUCUUGGACUUACAUAUUUAUUUUUACUACUGGGACAAAUAUAUUUAUCGUUAGACCCAUACGUCCUCUCCCAUCUAAGACCCCCACAUACAUUCCACGACUUUCUACCACUUGAUAUUGCUUUACACGCAUCAAAUAGCAGAGCACCUGAAGAAUAUACGGAUUUUAAUACCGUCUUAUUAAUUAGGGUCCCCUGAGAAUCUCCAUUUCUGAGAGUCAACCAAAUUGUACGGGGUUGAUACUCAGGACUGAAGCACAUAGGUUCUCCUACUCCUAAAUGACACACACUAUAUUCUAUAUUUAAGUAUCUACAUCUUGAUACAUCUCCUUUACACUCAUAUUGCGAAUGCCAAAUUAGGGUCUGGGAUAUAUGGUCACCUGUUCUUGUAGUCUUAAUGCAUACCUCACAGCUAGGAGUGUUGGUACCUCUACCUUCCUGAAUAUAAAAAUACACAUAAAUAAACAUUAUUAAAAAUACAUCUUUCGUCGUCAUUCUCAGUCUUCGUCCGUGUGAAGGCACCUCAGCUUCCAGGAUGUAAGGACUGCAGGGAAUGGAGUUCUGCUCGUCUUCACAGGGGUCCCCUCAAGACUUUCCCUGACUUAUACACUUGUUGGUGAGUGGACAGGCUUUAUUAUGGCCUUCUCACUCACUUACCAAGUCUCUGAAACAAUAAAAUUUGUAAUCUACAAGGUUCCUCGUCACUCCGACUGAGUCGUGCGUUUUAACCGGAUCUUGCAGGGAUUCUCUGGAUUUGCUGUAACUUGCCAGAAAUCGGCUGCUGCUGGUUUAACCCUGGAGUGAUGUAUCCACGGAGCCACUUCGGCUACUUUUAUCGCUGUAGGGGUAGACAGAAGAACAACAUAAGGACCUCUCCACUUGGGCCCUAACGGCACAUUAUUCCACUCUUUAAUCCACACUUAGUCGCCUGGGUGGUAACUAUGAAUUGGGGGAUAAAUAUUCACAGGUAAUCUAUCUUGUACCCAUUUCUGUACCUCCUCCAUAGUCUUACCCAACUCUACAACCUGCUGCCGGGUAAUUCCUUCUCCCAACUGACUCAAAUCCCCCCUUAAGUUACCAAGCACGCGAGGUGGUCGCCCGUACAUGAUUUCAAAAGGAGAGAGGCCCAUCCUUCUGGUAGGUGUACUACGGAUUCGCAAUAGAGCUAUGGGCAAGAGAACGUUCCACUUAAGUUGGGGUUCCUGACACAUUUUAGCCAACUGAUUCUUAAUAGUUCUAUUCAUUCUCUCUACCUUACCAGAACUCUGGGGUCUAUAUGCCGUAUGAAGCCUCCACUUUAUACCAAGCAUAUGAGUCAAUUGUUGUAGGCACUGAUGAACAAAAGCUGGACCAUUGUUCGAUCCUAUAGAGCAGGGUAGUCCAUAUCGGGGUAUUAUUUCUCGUAGCAGGAAUCUCACGACUUCUCCUGCUUUCUCUGUACGAGUAGGACAUGCUUCUACCCAGCCUGAAUAGGUGCAUACCACUACCAGCAGGUAGCGAUGUCCACCCGAUUUAGGCAUCACUGUAUAGUCAAUUUGUAAAUCGGACAUGGGAAGUCCCCCCAUAAACUGGACUCCUGGUUGCUUCACUGGUCCUUGUCUUGCAUUAUUUUUAGCACACGUUACACAUCUACGUACAAUGGCCUGAGUCAAGUUGGACAAUCUUGGUAUGUAGAAAUGUUUUCUGAGAGAUUCUUCUGUACUGUCUCUCCCAGAAUGUGUCCCGUUAUGAUAGUUUUGGACAAUUUCUAACGCUAGUGAUGCUGGAAUAACUAUUCUUCCAUCUUCUAACUGAUACCAUUUGUUCUCCAAAUACUUUCCAGGUUCAGUCCUUAACCACUCCUCUUCUUGAGCUGUAUAAAUUGGAGUCCAUUGAGACGGUGGAGUUGGUAUAAGAGCAGCUAUAUGCCCCACAUAUUCCUGUCUUCCUGAUUCAGCAGCACGCUUAGCUGCACUAUCUGCCAUCCGAUUCCCUUUGGUUACAUCACCAUCUCCUCUCAGAUGCGCCCGACAAUGUAUAAUACCGACUUCUUUCGGCUCCCACACUGCUUCCAAUAGUUGUAGGAUCUCAGCUGCGUAUUUGAUUUCUUUGCCUUCUGAAUUCAAUAGUCCUCUUUCUUUAUACAAAGCUCCGUGGGCAUGAGUGGUUAAAAACGCAUACUUGGAGUCCGUGUAGAUGUUCACUCUUAAACCUUCAGCCAAUUGUAACGCUCGUGUCAGUGCUAUCAAUUCUGCCUUUUGUGCUGAUGUUCCUUUUGCCAGUGGCCGAGCUUCUAUCACCUUGUCUAUCGUUGUUACUGCAUAUCCUGCAUAGCGGAUCCCUUCUUUUACAUAACUACUGCCGUCGGUGUAAUAUUGAACAUCAGGGUUCUGGAUGGGAAAAUCACGAAGAUCUGGUCUACUUGAAAAUACUUCAUCCAUUACUUCCAAACAAUCAUGUUGACUUUCAGUAGGUUGUGGCAAAGGGGUAGCUGGAUUUAAGGUAUUUACAGUCUCUAAAUGCACUCUUGGGUUUUCACACAACAUUGCUUGAUACUUGGUCAUACGGCUGUUACUAAACCAAUGAUUUCCUUUGUAAUCCAACAACGUCUGUACUGCAUGUGGAACUCGUACAUAAAGUUCUUGACCCAGAGUGAGUUUAUCGGCUUCAGCUACUAGCAGGGCGGCUGCAGCUACAGCUCUUAGACAAGGUGGAAGUCCGCUGGCCACUGCAUCCAGUUGCUUAGACAUGUAGGCAACAGGUCUUUGCCAUGAUCCCAAGUACUGUGUCAAUACUCCCACAGCCAUUCUUCUUUGCUCAUGUACAUACAGGUAGAAUGGCCGUGUGUGGUCAGGUAGACCUAAUGCUGGGGCACUCAUCAAACCCCUCUUCACAUCUUCGAAUGCCGUUUGCUGUUCUUGAGUCCAUAAGAAGGGGUCGUGCUCUGUACCUUUGAUAGCUGCAUACAGAGGUUUUGCCAGUAUCGCGUAGCUGGGAAUCCAUAUCCUACAGAAGCCUGCUGCCCCAAAGAAUUCUCGCACUUGUCUUCUAUUCCUGGGUAUCGGUAUUUGGCACACAGCUUCUUUUCUCUCUGGCCCCAUAAUUCUUUGACCUUCAGAGAUAUGGAAUCCCAGAUAUUUGACGGUUGGCAAACACAACUGAGCCUUCCUUCUUGACACCUUGUAUCCUGCCUUCCAGAGAAUGUGUAGUAGAUCGUGCGUUGCUUGCUGACAUACUUCCUUUGUAACUGCUGCUAUCAACAAGUCAUCUACAUAUUGUAAUAAUACACACUCUCCUGGGAUAGACUCGAAAUCUAGUAGAUCUUGACUUAGAGCUGAACCAAAUAGGGUAGGUGAAUUUUUAAACCCCUGGGGCAAUCUUGUCCAGGUCAUUUGGCGUUUCGAGCCCGUUACAGCAUUUUCCCAUUGGAAAGCGAAGAUACAUUGGCUUUCUGCGGCAAUUCGGAGGCAAAAGAAGGCAUCUUUGAGAUCUAAGACUGUAAAGUAAGUAGCCCCGCCCGGAAUUAAAGCAAGCAGGUUAUAUGGAUUGGGCACGACUGGAUGUAUACUAACAACCGCAUCAUUGACUGCUCUCAAGUCCUGCACAGGUCGAUACUCAUCUGUACCGGGCUUUUGAACAGGCAGCAAUGGGGUGUUCCAGGGGGAAGUACAGAAUUUUAGGAUACCAUACCGUAUGAACUUAUCCAGAUAAGAUUGGAUGUUCUUCUUAGCCUUCUGCGGAAUAUGAUAUUGUCUCAGGCUUACUGGAUAAACCCCAAGUUUUAGUUCGAUUUUAAUAGGUGGAAUAUUGCGGGCCAGUCCUGGUGGGUUGUUCUCUGCCCAAACUCCUGGUAUGUUAAAUAAGGAUUCAUCACUCCUCGGGUUUUGGCUAGUCAACACUGUAUAAAGUCGCCACUCUUCUUCCUUUGGUACGGACAAUGUCAUAAUACCUGAGGGUCCAUUAAACUUUAAGGAUGUUGUUCCAUUUGGUAGGAGCGUAAUCUGCGCUUGUAAUUUGGAUAGCAUAUCACGUCCCAGCAAUUGGACUGGACACUCAGGCAUAUAAAGGAAUUGAUGUUUUACUACGUGGCCUCCCAAUGUACAGAGUCGACUUUUAAGAACCGGUUUUUCAGCACUUCUUCCAGUUGCUCCUAUUACAGUAAUAGUUCUUCCAGAUGGAGGAGCAACUUGAUUAGUCACCACCGAAUGUUCAGCACCAGUGUCGAUCAUAAACGCACUCCUUUUUCCCCCUAUUGAUACAUCGACCAUAGGCUCCGCUCGACCAAGGGGGAUGGAGCCCGGUCGGUAUCAAUAGUCCUCCAUGACCGUGUCAGCCAAUCCCACAAAGUCCCUACCUUCUCUAUCGCGGGACCUUUGCGCUGCUGGAUAGUACCUAUCUUCCCUUACACUUCCUCUGUUCCCAUUACUCCCUCUAUUACCAUUACUCCCUCCGGGGCCUCCUCUACCUCUCGCUCUGCCUCUAAAGUUUCCGUAACCUGCCCUGGGUAAGUCUCUCUCAUACUGCUCUCUUUGCGGACACUCGUUCCUCCAAUGCCCUUCUUCCUUACAGUACGCGCACUGAUUCCUACUCAAAGGCUCCCUAUUCCAUCUACCAUCGCCUCUAUCUGGGCCCCGUCUAUCUACGCCUGCGAUCGCUACCGCUAGCAUAUCUGCCUUUCUACGCAUCUUGCGCUCUUCCUCUUUCUUACUUUCUGUUUCCCUAUUCAUAUAUACUUUGUUCGCUACCUCCAUUAGUUGGGUGAUAGACAUACCUGCAAACCCUUCUAAUUUCUGUAGCUUGCGCUUAAUAUCUCCGUAAGCUUGGCUGACAAAGGCGGAGUUUACCAUUCGGGAAUUAUCAGCGUCUUCCGGAUUAAAGGGGGUAUACAAGCGGUAUGCCUCCAAUAAUCGGUCAUAAAAGACACUGGGCGCUUCAUCACUUUUCUGAAUCACCUCAACUGUCUUCGACAUGUUAAUAGCUUUCUUCCCUCCGGCUUUCAUGCCAGCAAUUAUAGCGUCUCUAUAGGCUUUAAGUUGAGCCAUAUCUGCGCCAUUUACAUUCCAGUCAGGAUCGGUGUUAGGGUAAUGUGUUGCGGCCCAUGCUGCCGGAUUGGCUUGAUUUAAAGCACGGGCUCUCUCCUCUAGCGCCUUAAUGGCCGCUUGGUUAAUCCUUGUCCUUUCCUCAUUAUUGAACAAUGUCAUUAAUAACUGCUGGCAAUCAGCCCAUGUCGGGUUAUGUGUCUGAACUAUCGAGGUGAACAGAUCGGUCAUAGCUUGUGGUUUCUCAGUGUACGAGGAAUUGUGGGUCUUCCAAUUCAAGAGAUCGGUAGUCGUGAACGGGACAUAUACGAAGACUGGGUCAGCAUGUGCCAUUUGACCUGCGGCAUCGAUAUAGGCUGACCCAGGAUUCAGACGAAGAGGCAUCUGAUAAUGUUUUAAUUGUUGGGUACCGGUCAGUUGUCGGGUUAGUAUGGGGCUACGUGGAGGGGCGUCAGUUAAAGGUUCCGGUCGAGAGGUAAUAGGGCAUGAGGAUGUGGGAACUUGAUUUUGGGAAAAGUUAGUGAAUAGUAUACUCCGAGCCGAGCUAGAAGAAGCUUGACCGGAAGUUUGAAGUGGCGCCAAAUCAGGAUAUUCAAAUCUAAUGGGGGUUGGUCCUGGUUCCGGAAGGGGAGUUUUAAUACGAGGGGGGUGGAUUCUGUACUGGAGGAGGAAGCGGAAGUGGAUGGGGGCAAUAGGGGAAGGGGUGCAGAGCUUCCUGCAUUCGCGUCACUUCCUCUUAAAGGAAAGUAAGGGGGCGGCAAAGGGAUCUCGGACUCAGGGGGCGUGUCCAAAAUGGGCCUAACACCAGUCCUAGUGGACAAACAAGUCCUGGCCACCAUGAGGCGACAUUGCUCCUCGUGGCAUAUCCGGAUCCAUUUUGGCGAGUCGUUUACGGCCUGCCCCCAACAAUCAAUGUAUGGAAACUGUCCGUAAAGUUCAGGCCUACCUGACACAGCCACGUGUACACGCUGUACCAGGGUUGGAUCCAAACUGCCACGCGGCGGCCAUGCCGCAACCAAAAUAGGCCACUCCCUAGUGCACAAAGUGACCAAACGUACAGGAGACAUUUUAACCCCAAAAUCACAUGUUUUGAAUCCCUUUUUAAAAUUCUUUACCAUACAACCUAAGGGAUCCGAAAUCGUUGACUCUGACGCGCCCAUACUUAUCAAUGGAACGUCGUUGACAACGAAUACUAUGCACGCGUUCUUAUUCAACAGUCACACCCGUUUCCUCUGGCAACAGCACCACGUGGUACAGUUACCAAGUGAAACGUACACAAUAACACAAUAAUCACUCAGGGAAUUCCCGUACACACACAGCUGUUACACCAGUCACUAAAUAAUCAAUAUUAUGCCCUUUGGCGAAACUAUACAGUCACCCACGCUAUAAUUCUCUAUAUAUGAAUUACCCGUCUAUAACACACCCCAGUAACAUCGUCUUUUACUAGUAUCGGUUACAGUACGGUUAGCAUAGGUCAAAGCACAAUUUAAGGUCACAAUACAAUUAUUAGUGGUUACGGUGUUAAACAUGCAAUAGACGACAAUGAUUAGUACUUAUAUACAGUGUCAGUAAAUAUACAGGGUUAUGGUACCGUGCACUAUGAUACAGCAACACACUAUUAACACUCUCGCUAGACGGCUGAGCUCGCGCUAUCUAACAAGAUAUACACUUUACUAACAAUCUUUAACACAUUUACAAUCCCAACUAAACUAUUGGCCAGUACCUUGAAUGGACUACCUAAAACUAUAUACACCCGUUUUGGUUAGCCACACUGCCCAAACACCACAUAUAGCGAACUAGAGGGCGAAAUUUACAAAAUUGCCCUUCUAGUCUAUUUACUCUAUCAAAAGUCUAGUGGGUUCCAAAUUUACACGCCUUCCCACUUAGCCAAGAUAGGUUGAGAGCUAGCGAACCGAAUUUACACAGGCGCCGCUUAGUCUCUCGGUCCCUCCGACCUAGCGAACGUAAUAUACACCCUAGAACGCUAGUCUAGACAAGACACCGGUGUCCGGCUAGGGCUAUUUACACAGGACCCCGCCUGACUAACCAGAUCAAAGCGGUCUUACUAAAGAGCGUUCGAUCGAGCGGUGCGCCUUCGCUCCUUCCCUCCGACAGAGGGGGCAGAUUCCAUACACAGAUUUAAACCCCUUUUGGGCCUACCGCACAAUCGGUAUACCCCUAGUGGGUCUGCCGUCUAAAACAGCAGUUGUCUUACCUCCUCGUUCCUGAACCUGAGUUCACACUCAUCGACGGGGACACCCCAGCACUUCUUACGUAGAGGCCGAUGAUCUCCUGGACAACAGACCAGUGGCGCCGAGACGAAGGGAGGUCCACGCAGAAGUUCAGGGGUGCAGCCGUAGAGAACGUGGGCAAAGAUAGACCGUCUCACGCCUCUGCCUCUCAGCUACCGUUGAACGAUGAGCUUCCCGGCCAAUGCACCAAAUGAUACCGGAGAAACUGACGGAAGCAAAGCACAGAGGGAUGGACACAGGUUUCUUCAGGAAGGAAGAGAUUCUUUAUUGGAUCACCGAUCGGGACUCAGAGGGACUAAUGUCACCAAAAAUACAGCAAGUUCUGAGCCCUGAACAAUAGUGCAGGCUCCCUAUAUAGGCACAUAACUCCUCCCAUAUUAAGCUCCACCCGCACAUUCUCUUGACCAAUCAUUACAAAUAAGAAUUAACUUCCUGCUUGACCGCAUGGCUUGUCCAGCACAAUGGAGGAGGGGAAUACUACAUCCUGUAUUCUUGCACAUGCUCCGUACACUACUGAUCGUAUCUUGCCUCGUGCAACCAACUGAUCGAUACGUCAGCAUAUGCACGUACACAUGCCACGUGGUAAUCUCGGCCUACUAAAUUUAUUUUUACCGAGAUUCCACCACAAAAUUAGUUAAGGUAAUGCUGACUUUGGUCUCCAGCACUGUGGCAUGUUCCCUUUCGUCUACACUCACUACAUCCACCUUUUCUCUGUCUCAGACUAUAUACCAGGAGCUUCUGCCUGCUAGUAAGAUGGUAAGGAGACAAGUGGACAUGUCAGUGCUAGGGGACAAUCCUUAGAAAGCAUGGAGCAAGCACAUCAUUAGACGCAUUUAUGCAUUUAUGUCAAGCUCAGGAUGCUGUUGGCCAGCAUGCAUGAUUUGCAAGCAGCCUGACACGCCUCCUUUUUGGGCAUGUUUGUCCCUUUCAGGAGUUCUGGUUAUAUGAUCUGCGUCAUAGCCCCUUUUACACCACCCAUUGACUUCCUGCUUCACUGGACACUGCUGUCAGGGGGUAUGGAUUUACUUGAAAGAAGAAAGCACGAAUUAGAGAGAUUAGCAUAUUUUAUAUAUUACAUAUUAUCUGAGUUUUCUUAUAGUUGUAUCCUAUGAGUUUUCCUCUGGCAAUAUCUCCACCAGAUACAUAACGCUUGAGAGGUAUGACUGUUUUAGUGUUUUUGGUCGAUAAGAUUCUGUACAUAGGCCCAUCAUAAUUGUCAGCACCAGGCCCACUGGGGUCUUAAUCUGGCCCUGCCGACCGGAUAUUAUGCAUAUGCAUCCACAAAAACCAAAGGGGACUCUAUCCUUUUCAUAAAGAUUGGUCAUUUCAACUUAACAACCAAUAUGCAGACAAACAGCACAGCUUCUUGUUGUCCUGUCUAGUGGCUGGAUUACUAAAUAAAUAACUUAUUAUUAUAGUUUCUAUCAACACAACACAAGAUCCAAAUGCAUCUUUAAUCCAAGUGUCCCAAAAAUCGACCCUAUGAAGAAAGGCAGAUUGACGUUUGCGUCGAUUUGAAUUGUACGCCAGAUCCGAUCCGGGACACCAGGGCAGAGUCUCCCAGACCACCUACUAAAUCCUCCAUACAAUUAGAUUGCAGAUUGACUUAACUAUUAAAUCGUCACACUCUUCAUGAAAUGAAAUUUAAUGAAAUGUACUUGCAGGAAAAGGAAUACACAUUCCAUUCACCAGCCAUAUUGUCAAAUUGAUCUCUGCAUUGCAGACUCGACAACCCUCCAGUCGGUUAACAAAGUAUCCAUAGGCACUAUAUAUCAUGUUUGGAUCGUGCAUCCAUAACAACCGGUUUCUACACUCGCUACCCUGCCAGAGGGGACUUUGGCAGCUAAACAAGCAGUUAUAAGAGAUAGUGGAAACACUGUCUGAUACCUUGGAUGUUUUUCUCAGAAAACACCUCCUCAGAAACAAACCCAUCUACAAACUGAGAGGCACACAAAGCAGUAAUAAGGGUGUAAUAUAAUUCAACAAGGAGCUAGGUAUAAGAAGGAACUUAAUAAUACAGACAAACACCCCACACAAUCAUUACAAAGCUUAGAAACACAAAAUAAAUGCCCACCUUCACGAAAACUCAGAGGAGAAAUCAACACAGUUAAAUUACCCAUAAAGGACAUUCAGAUAAGGACAACAGAACGGUGCUAGUGAAAACUGAAACAAUUCCAUUAUGAUCAAGACAACAGGGCAGAAAAACUAUUAGCAGCCAAAGUUAAUAACCCAGCUAAUAUUGUCAACCACUUCACAGAUUCCUAUAAAGCACUAUGUAAUAUGAAGUUAGACCCACAAAUGCAUAACCCAACAGAUGCUGACAUAACCCAAUUUUUGGAGGAGAUAUAUCUCCCCAGUGUCCCCUACAGUGUCCCCACAGUCACCCAAGAACAAAAGGAGGGUUUAGAUCAAAUCAGAAGAGGAAAUAUGAAAAUCAAAUUAAUCACCGCCAUCCAAUAAAGUGCAAGGACCAGAUGGCUUAUCUAAUAUCUAUAAUAAAUGUGCAGAUUUGUUAGCACCACAUUUAGCAUUGUAAUUUAAACAACUGGUUCCCUAAACCAGGAAAACCACACACCAGUUGUUCCAACUUUCGACCGAUUUCUUUACUCAAUGCAGAUUAUAGAAAAGCAAAAUAUCUAUGUUUAUCGACAUUAUAAAUAGACUUUCAAUAUAACGAAAAUGGAAUAAGUAUAAUAUUUACAGUAGAUAUAUACAGUAUCUAAUACACCAACUAUAUGCCCAAAUAUAAAUUGCCUAAUCGUGAGUUAAAAUUUAGGUAUUCCCAAAUAUUAAUAGUAGAGAGAAUUUAUUUAAAAUAUUCUGCAGAAGAAAAAGGGGAAUCAGUAAUCUAGGGAUAGGGAAAUGUUCAGUAACCUUAAUUCUGCACUGAUGUAAAUAAUUAUUAUAUAUAUUAUGUAUUGAUAAAAUAAGGACUUAACGUUUCCAUUUUAGCCUGCAGAUUUGGGCAGUGGUUUGAAUGAAACAAGUAUCUGUGGCAUCUUGUCUGCUACCAAGUAUCAUUUCCAGUUACGAAGUAUCCGGGCCUCUAAAACUGGAGUGUGGAGUGAGUGGGGACAUGAGAGAACAAUAACAACUUUGGAAUCAGGUUAGCAUAUCAACUUUGAUGUGAUCACUGGAUGUAAACUAUUUUGUAUAUGACUGCCUUAUGAUGAUUUAUCAUCAUCAUUCUAUCUAAUUUUCACAAGUGCAGAAUCGUAAUAGAUGUUAGCAGCCUACACAAACGCAUACAAAAGAGGGACACUUUAUUUUAGGGGUGUCGGUAAGGUAUUGUUAGGGGUUAGGGGGUUUAUGCAGCUUAAAUGUAAAUUAGAACAAGAACAAUGUAUUUUAUUCACACAGACUGAUUUCUAAACAUAUUUAUUAUAUUUUAAAGACACAUUACUGUGAAUAUUAUUGAUGUGUAGUUCUGGUAUAAAUUCAGACACACCCAGAAUACUGUGCUCCUACAACAGAGAGACAUUGGGGGUAGAAAAGAGGGACAGAAACUGUGCAAACGGGGUUAUUCUCUACAGCGAGAAUUGUCAGUAAUUCAAAUUGAAUUUGAAAUGAAAGGCCAGAGUAGCUGAACUUGAAGCGCAACUGAUUUGGAGAUUUUUAUUUCCAGUUUGGCUACAUUGACCUUAAAUUUUAACCUCACUUUGAUUUCAUUUUACUUUGAUUUCAUUCACACUUUAGUGAAUCUAAAAUUAAUGAACACAGACAUUGUGGAUUUGUAGAUGAGUUACAGUAACAAUAUAAUAUGUGAGGUAAAAUGGUUGUUAAACAGUGCUACUAUCAACCUGUGUAGGUCAUCCAACCACAGAAAACACAAUGUAUCAAGCCAAUAAUAAAUAUAAAGAUGAGAGUACACACAAUAAAUGAAUAUAUGUAAUAAGCACAUGCAGUUUUACCACAAGCUUGGCAAAAAAAGAUUAACCUAAAAGACAUACAAAUAGACAGACCAUAGUGUAAGAAAUUUUAAACAAACAAAUUAAAUAUAAACACAAAUUGGUCCCACUCAUAUGAUGCUGAGCCACUUUUUAGUAGGCUCAGACUGUAGAGCCUUUUAAUGGAAGUAAGGUGGCUGUUGCUGAGAUCAAAUACUGAACUUUGCACUGCAUACUAAAAUCUUACACUCAGAUUUUAAUAAAACAAAAUGAGUAAGCAAAAUUAAAGUAACUUUAAAAUGUAUUAAAACAAAAAAAAGAACAUAAACAGAUCUCAAUAUAAAACAAAAAACACCAGAACCACACUGACAUGUUUCAACAUAAAAAUGUCUUUAUCAUUCUUCAGCAAUGUCCAUUUUAUAAAGAAACACUAGUCACCAAAACAACUUUAGUUAAAUAAAGCCAUUUUUUGUAAAGAUCAUGCCCUUGCAGUCUAACUGCUCAAUUCUCUGACAUUUAGGAGUUAAAUUGAUUUGUUUAUGCUGCCCUAGUCACACCUCCCUCUAUGUGACUUACACAGUCUUACUAAAAACUUCCUGUAAAGAGUCAUCUAAAGUGUAUUCUUCCUUUAUUGCAAAUACUGUUUAAUUUAGAAUUUCCUAUCUCCUGCUCUGUCAGUAGCUUGCUAGACUCUCCACGAGCCUCAUGUAUGUAAUUAACCCCUUAACGCUGUUACAGCGUUCUAUGCCGUCCCCAUUAUAAUGGGCUUUAAAGCCGUUGUGGCGGCACAGAACACAGUAAUGACUUUCUACCCCAGGAUCUCUGCGGUACUUACCUCCACCGUGAUCCACUUUGGAAGGACUGCCUGACAAUCCAGGCAGCCCUUCCCAGCCCUCCCCGCUCUCAAAGAGCGAUCACAUGGCCCCAAUAGCUGGCUGUGGAUUUGCCAGCAGGGGGACUGUCUGGGCUUUCAGGUAGUGUAAAAAAAUAUAUUAUUAAACAUGUUAAAAUAAAAUAAAUGUGUAUAUAUAAAUAUAAAAUACAUAUACUGUAUGUGUAUUAUCUAUAUAUAAUAUAUACAUAUAUAUGCAACGUCAUAUGCAGUGUAUUUUAUUCUUAAUAUAAGUAGAUAUAUUAGUAAAAUACACUUAGAGGAAAGUUACAUAUAUAUAUAUAAGAUAUAUAUAUAUAUAUAUUUGAUAUUAAUAUAUAUAUAUAUAUAUAUAUAUAUACAUGUAUAAUUACAAUAAUAAAUAAAAUGUUUUUUUAAAAAUGAAAAUAAAUUAUAUAUACAUAUUGUAGCGGAUGGCAUUGGGCUGUCCUCAAAAUUAUAUAUAUAUUCCUAUGUGUUCGGUUAAAUUGUACCAUGUAUAUGUGAAAUGUAUGCAGCAUUCGACUGAUUGUUCGGUAAAAUCACUCACCAAUCAAUCAGACCACCCAAGACACCAUAAAACCUGUACAUAGGGGGUACUGUUUUACUCAGGAGACAUCACUGAACACAAAUAUUAGUGUUUCAAAAUGGUAAAUUAAUAGUAAAUCACAACAAUGAUAUUUUCUGUAAAAGUUAAGUUUUUUGCAUUUUUCACACAUGAAUAGCUUUUACUGACGAUAUUGUUGUAAUACAUUUUAUGGUUGUCUGCACAGUAAAAGUAAAUAAUUUUUUUUUUAAGUCUUUUUUAGAAUUUAUCCAAAAUAUUAAAUAACUUGAAUAGCUUAUCCUAAAAACAUUUAUUGAAGGGCAUACCGCUAAAUCUAAUAUUUUAGCUAUUCACAUCAGAAGGUUGCAGACAAAUGCAUGAAGAAUUGUUUUAAGAAACAAUAUGCCAUUUCAUGAAAGCUAUUAUGUCUGGUUUACAUUAGUUUAUAUACUCUUAAAGGAGGCUGAGAGUCACCACACACUAUGUACUUAUGCUAACACUUAAAUGGCAACAUUAGAAGGAGAACCCACUUCAAACAACUAGUUGUGUAAAUAUGUAUUUCAAGACAAACCAAAGGAUGCAAAUAUUCAAAGUAACUGCUUACUUAUUAUAGUAAUCAUUUUGUGGUUUAAGCUCCUACAGGUAAACUGGAGACUUGGUGGAAGCAAACAGAAUCUAAAGAUGGGCUCCAAGGACGUAUUCAGCUUCUGUGGAAGGUAAGUCAGUUAGAUUAGGAAGGUAGCGCAACAGAUCUCUAAUUUAAGUUAGACAGAGUUGUACACUAAUGUAUGGAUUGUAAGGAAAUCAGUGUGAAUUCAAUUUCAAAGUAGAAUUAAAAUGUUGGGCCAAAAUGAAAACAUAGAUGACUGAAAAAUAAACAUUUAAUGAAUAAUCAUGAUAGUUUUGUGAUGGCACAAGUUAGAAGUUGUUUGUUUUUUUUUUUUUGUUCUGUUUUUUAAUGUGCAUUUGCAGUAACUUUUUGGGUCAAACUUAUUCAAAGUAAGCUAGAAGCUCUAAUGUAGGUAAAAUGUAACAAAAUUUAAAUUACAUCUAUAUGAAAGGGGAUUUAUUAGCUACAUGUUUUGUGGAUCACACUUUUAUUUUUACAGGAUUAAUGGUAUUUGUAAAAGGGUCAAUCUUUUCACCAUAACGACUAUAUGCCCAGCCAGUGAAGUUAAUGCAAAAGUGCAACUUCCACAAUAGCAAUAUGCCUAACAAGGGGCUGAUCACCUGAGGUCCUUUGGUGUGUGUUAAACACCUCACAAAUGGCUUUACUCAUAUCUGGGGAGUUGUAACAGGGCCAUGCUAGCACCAUAACCAUUACAACGGGGCUGUGGUGCUUAUAGGCUUAAAGUACACCUUUUAACCCCUUCAGGACGGAGUCAAUAGUGCACGUUCUGAUCAAAACAAAACGUAAACAAAAACUGGAAUUUGCACUAUAUGUCUGUUCAACCGUAAUUCACCGCUGUCACAUUAAAUGCACCCACACUUAUUAUAUAUAAUUUUGUUCAGGAGAAACAGAGCUUUAAUUUAUCAUUAACUAGUCAUAUAUGGAACAUAAUUUAUUAUGAAUACAAUUUAAAAAAAGAGAGAACUUUUUUUUUUUUAAUUGUAUUUCCGUCUGACAUUUUAACUGUUAAUGUCAUAAUACUGUUGGGUUUUACUGCAUAAAAAUGCACAUAUUUGUAAUCAGUGAUGUCUCACGAGUACAACAGUACCCCCCAUUAACAGGUUUUAUGGUAUUUUGGAAAGUUACAGGCUCAAAUAUAGAACGUUCGAUUUUCAAAUUGAAAUUUGCCUGAUUAGUAAUGUUACCUUUGAGACGGUGUGGUAGCCCAGGAAUGAGAAUUACCCCCAUAAUGGCAUACCAUUUGAAAAAGUAGACAACCCAAGGUAUUGAAAGUGGGGUAUGUUUAUUCUUUUUUAAUAGCCACUUAGUCACAAACACCUGCCUGGCUUUCAUUUUACACCUCCUGACAUUUUAUCUGCACCUCCUGUCCAAAUCUAUUCUCCCAUUUCCUUUUUGGUACUCCAAGUCCCCUCCGUCAGUGUGGCCAUGUUCUACUUCCCACAGUAAUGCUGCUUCUCCCCAGCCAUCUCAGUGCUGUUCCAGGGCACUGGUUCUGUAUGGGAGCAAGAGAGAGGAGAUAUGAGAUUUCACCAAGUUGUGAUCCCCUGGUCAAGCAACAUAUUACUUCCGUUUGGAAUGUAUUAAAGAUCAUAGACAUGAGUGCUGAUUGGAUGUGCUACAUAGAUAACAGUGACACUAAACAUCUCUUUUUGGUGCUACAUGGUCAGCACCGGCGAUAAAAGUCAGGGUAAAUCAUAAAGGGCCAUUUGAAGAGAUCCUUAGCCCUUAACUAUCAUUUGAUUUGCUCAGUAGCCAGUCUAGGUCUGAAGUCAAAAGCUUACAAAAAAAAAAACUGCUGUUUAAAUUCCAUACAACCUUAAAUUGAUUCCAGGUAGAAUUGCCUUUUCACUAUAAUGCCCUUUUAUAAAUCAUUCUCAGUAAGAUAUAUCUGUCCCGCAGGCACUAAAGAAACAUGAAGCGAAUGCCGAUCACAUGUGGUAUGUUGUCAAGAGGUCUUCUGGUUAUGGAAGCAAUGAUGCCAUUCUUUGUAACACAACAGCUCUCAACUGCAGCUUUUCACCAUCAAUAGGUGUGAUGGGUGCCACUGUCUGGGCAUACAAUACAGCAGGGCACUCCCAAGGGACAGAAAUUACCUUCUCUAUAAAAAAAGGUAAGGUGACUAUGUGACUAGUCCAGACAUCUCUUCCACCAAUAUUACAGCUUGGAUUUUGAGGGAUAAGCUUGGCGUAUAUCAGGAGGAUAGGCCUCAUUGCUACAUUAAAGCCAUCAAGAAAUGUUGGGGGUAAAGUAUAAAGGGUAACUUUGGCACAAAGCUCUGUUCGCAAAACAAUUGGCAGGAAGAUUACAUUGGCUUCCAUGAUGAUUACUCAACAUUUAGAACCUUGCUCCACAACUGUAUCACUACAGUAUAUUACUUCCAAUGUCCUUCAAAAAGGAAUUGCAACUUCCCAGGAUUUUUAAUGUUAUGUUACUUAUAUGCUGCAUUUAACAAUCAUGUAUUUAUGAGGUAUGAAAAAUAAGAUUAUAAGUAGAAAUAAAGAACUAUUGAUUCCUCAAGUGGGCACCUCCAUUUUAGCUCAUUGAUAUAAGCUCUGUCCUUUGCACCUUGUAUUCAGCAUAACAAGAGAAUACAGAGUCUGGGCUGAACUGAAUUGUGAUUUAGUGUGCUAUAUCAUCACUUUAAUAUGUUUUAAAUAAAAUGGAGCAUUUAAUGAAAAAAUGAUAAAACACAUUAUAGGUUAUUUUCAUUGCUUUAUUCAAUGGUGUCAUUUCCAGAGAUGUAGCUGUUCCCCAUUAAAAUUAGAAGAAAAAUUGUAAAAUUAGAGAAAAUGCGUAGAAAGAGUAUAUUUAAUUUAAACAAAAGAAUAAAAUAUUGAAAUCUUGCUCUCUCUCUAUAGGUGAAUUAGGUUCCAAUUUCCAAGUUUUUCCAAAUGAUAAUUACAGUUUGCGUGUAGAAUGGGAGACAAAACCCUCAGCAAAAGGCUAUAUCCUGGAAUGGUAUGAAAGCUCAAAUAAUCCUGACAUUGAGAUCAACUGGAAAAGAGAGCCACAAUGGAGCCGAAAUUCAGUUUUGAAUGGUAAAAAAAACACCUUAGCGCUUCUCAAAUAUUGAUGAUGUGGAUGCCAUAAAAUAUUUUUUCUUACCUUCCCCCCGGGCAAAUAUAUCUGAAUAUAAGCUUCUCCUCUAUUGAGGCCUGGGAAAAUAAUUCUUUAGCGGAAUGGAUGCUCUAGCUACAAUUUUAUUGCCCUUUGUUUGGCUGUCCAUACACCCCCUAUUCGAUCACCGUACCAACUAUGUGUGGGUCCCCAGAUUCCUUUUGUAUCUUGGUCACCCUGUGCCCAUUAUUGGUGCAGGGUAUGUUGAAUGUAUUGCUUGUCUGUGCCUCUCCCCCUGUGCCGUUCCCUCUGACUGCUUGAAAUAUCCUACACAUCUCACACAAGUCAUUACUAGUAAUGUCAGUGACGGUCACUCAAACAAGAGAACAUUGGCAUGUAUCACUGGACCGUCAGUGACCUUCAGGCCAUCUAUCUAGGUCACAUCAUAGACAUAGGUGGGCGCACGGGGUGUGCCGGGUGUGCCUGGGCACACCCUAAUACCGCCGCACGCCUAUGGAGUAAGACCGGCAGGGGAGAUCUCAGGAUCUCCCCUGUCGGCUCAUGCAGAGCCGGCACUAUCCGAUCGCCGGCUCUGCUCUCAGCCUCCCUCCCCACCGGCCCACAUGCAGGGAGGGAGGCAGGAGAGGACCCAGGGAUCUAUUGCCAGCAGCUCCGCCAGGUUUCUCUCGCGAGAUCUGAGCAUUGCCACGGCAACGCUCAAAUCUCGCGAGAGUGAACUCUAGCUCCGCAGGCUAGAGUUCACUCUCCAUUGGACCACCAGGGAAGGCAGCAGCAUGGUCCCUCCUCCCUACAUAAAGUAACAAGGGAGGGGGGAUAUUUACUGAUCUGCCCCCACCUCCACUGGACCACCAGGGAAGGCAGCAGCAACAAGGAUCCCCCCUCCCUACAAAAGGUAAGAAGGGAGGGGGGAUAUUUAUUAACUAAUCUGCCCCCACUCCACAACCACAAAUCACCCAAACAUACAGCACCCACAAACAUACAGCACCCACACACAUACAGCACCCACACACAUACAGCACCCUCACACACACAGCACCCUCACAAACAGCACACACACAGCACCCUCACACACACACACACCACACACACACAGCCCACACAGCACCCCACACACACAGCACCACACACACAGCACCCACACACACACAGCACACCAGCACCCUCACACACACAGCACCCACACACACACAGCACCCACAGCACCCUCUCACACACAGCACCCACACACAUACAGAAUACAGACAGCACCCUCACACACACAGCCCCCUCACACACACAGUACACCAACAGCACCCUCACAAACACACAGCACCCUCACACACACAGUACACUAACAGCACCCCCACAAACACACAGCACCCUCACACACACAGCACACUAACAGCACCCUCACACACAAACAGCACCCUCACACACAGCACACUAACAGAACCCUGACAAACAUACAACACCCACAAACAUCACCCUCACACACACAGCACCCUCACACGGCACACUAACAGAACCCUAACAAACACACACACAGCACACUACCAGUACCCUCACACACAGUACACUAACAGCACCCUCACAAACACACACACAUAAACACCCUCACCCACACAGCACACUACCAGCACCCUCACACACAUCACACUAACAGCACCCUCACAAAGCACACACACACACACAGCAGUGUAUGUAUAUAUACAAAUACACAUACAUACAUACAUAUACACGCAGCAUGUGUUUGUGCUUUAGGGUGCACACCCUAAUGCAAUAGGCUGCGCACGCCUAUGAUCAUAGAAGACAUGUAUUGUGGCAGAUGUACCUUAAUGGGUAUUUGUGAUGGAAGAUAAAGUCCCUAUGUUUUGAACGUGAUGCAUCAGAUAUGGCUGCUUGAUUAAUCUUUAAUUAAAGGGGCUCAAUGGUGCCUGAAAAUGAUUUUGCCACAUUGUGCCUGGAUCUUUUAAUUUUGUAUAGAGAUAUUUUAAGGAACAGAGUUCAGGGAGCCAUAUCCAGACCUUUAUCGUGGUUUGGCUGGUGAGUCCGUGUAAGCCGCAGUAAAUCUUUGAGUUAUACUAUUACUUUUUGCAACUGGGGUGAUGUGUGUUUCCCUAUGUUAUGGCUGAUAAAUAUUUGGCGGGAAAAAUUGUUAAUAUUGUGUCUUCUUUAAAAGAUGAACAUGUAAAAGUACAAAUAUAGAGCACACGCUUUAACAAAAUAUAAUAGCAUUUUAAUUAAUAAAGCUAAAUGCUUAGUUUAAUUUCCUGCUACAAGUUUUACUGCAACAUCACCCCUUUACUUCCUUUCAGAAAAUAUUAAACCUUUCCAACUGUACAUUAUAAAGCUGUUCCCUCUUUAUGAAGAAGGAGUGGGUGCCCCUGUUCAGAAAGAAAUGUAUUCUAGACAAAGAGGUGAGUCACUGGCAUCUAUGUGAGGGUAUCUGUCUUGGUGUCAUGGUUCCCAGUAACUUAUGGGUCAUGUAGUAAAAAUCACUUAUGAGUUGAAACACAUAGGGUGAGAUUUAUCAAAGUGUUCUGCUUUAAAAAGUGGUGCAACAAUGUAAAAGGUGUGGAGUCACCAAUGGGCCUGUUGCUUCUACUGGUUUGAUCAAUCUCCCCAUUGUCAAUAAACUUUCUUUUUCACUUGAUAUUUACGGUAAUGUUUAUAUACUUUAAAAAUGUGCAUACAUUUUCUUGAUAGUGUAUCUUACUAGUUUGAAUGCUGGCUUUUCCUUGAGUAUCUAAGAAUUGGAAAAAUAUUCUAGACUUUGAUAUAAUGACUCAUGCGUGUUAUAGGGAAAGUCAACCUACCAGCACUAAACUGUUUGUGAAGCUGUUAAUGCAUCAUUUCCAUUGGAUAAUGAAAAAACAUUACCAGCUCCUAAUUGUACAAGGGUUAUGUACUCAUAUAUAAAUUACUUAUCAGACCAUUGCCAAAACUCAAUAAGCUGAGUAUCAUUGAAAACUAGUUAUGCACUGAGUUGAAAGUUACUGCUAUUGUAGCUAUAUAUUUCUGCUACAGCUAUAUAGGUUAUGAUUUUUUGCUUUUUAUUUUAUACUUCUGUCUCUUUACACUUUGACCUUUUUUUUUUUUUUUUGCAGCUCCGGAUUUGGCCCCCAAACUAACAUUAAUCAGAGCCUCAAAGUCGCAGGCUGAGCUUUCCUGGGAGCCUAUACCCCUGGAGAGUCAGCAUGGGUUUAUCACAGGUUACACUAUUUACUGGACUGAUCCAAACGGAGUAGAGCUCUGUAAGCAAAUUGCAUCUGUAAUGUCUAGUUAUUGAGCGGUUUCAAAUCAUGCACCUAAUGUGGUUUAAAAUCAUGUAAAGAAAAAAUAGAACUGAAGUUUAGUACAGAUUUACUAUGGGACAAAUCAGAUAAAACAAUCAUUGUAUUCACAUUUACAUCUGACAUAUGUUCAUUCAACAAAUCAAUCUUAAUGCCUAAAGGUUAAGCUGUGCCCAUGGCUACACUGUUGAAUUCAUACAUACCAAUUAAGGCUCUUACAAAUAAUAUUUGUUGUAUUAUUAUAAUUUUUUUCUUAAUUUUAAUUAUUAAACUGAUCUUAAAUUAGUGGUUUACAAUACAAAAAAUGGUCUACAUGAAAUGUAAUUGGCUCCACAAUGGUUGGAACAGGAAUAUAUUAUAGUAUGUCUAUAUUAUUGUAGUGGAGAGCUCUGUACAAUCUCAUAUUAUUAUGGGGUGUGCAUAGUAGGACUAAGAGAUGUGGAAUGGACAUCAAUGACUACUCAUUUUAUGUUGUUGUGUGUGAAAUUAGUUAAGGGUCUAAAGACCUAUUAAAAUAAAGCAUUCUUUUAAUUGUAUUAAAGGGAUUAUGUAGUGCCAGGAAUACAGACCCCCCCCCCUCCCCCCCCACUAUGGUAAAUGAAGAGUUAAAAACCCUCUAUUUAAUUAUCUGAUCCCAGCGCCAAGGUACCUUGGCACUGAGUAACAGCUCCUCCUCUUCAGUUGUCCCUCUGUGAACCAAUGCUUUUACUAUGGGAAAAAAGCUGACGCAGGAUGUCAGCUAUUUUACCAUAGUAAAAGCAUUAGAAGAAAGGAGCAUGGUCAGGUUACCAUUUAAUUUGAAGCAAGCCCGUUUUGUAAACAAUUAAUCCAUGAAGACAAUUUUCAGAUUUUUAUUUUUCCAUUUUUUUAUAUAUUUAAUUGCAAGAGAAAUAUGAUAAUACCUGCAACAUGGAGAAAAAGUGGAGAUUGUGCAAUUUUCUUGCUAGGCAUUAAGGAGCUUUUUUGCAUUGCAUUAAAUAAUUAACAGGUAGAAUGAGUUUUCACAUAGAAAACCAGAGAACUCAACAUAAACCAGCAAUAAUAGAGGAAGAGUUUGAAUGUUCCUGUAAUAUUGAUUUUGAUAAUCAUUGUUGUUGUUUUUUAAAAUCUUUUUUUCUAAAUAUAUUGGACAUGCACGGUUAUCUUAGAGAUCUGCCAAUCUGAUGCUUCUUUAUGAGAAGCACAGUACAAAAACCCAGUGUCCCACAUCACUUACUUUCCACAUUACUUUGCUUUUAAAUAUUUAUUGUUCAAGACUAUUUGCAUAUUUGUAAGUGUAUAAAUGAGCAAUUUAGUAUAAUCAGACUAAUUAAUGUGAUAUGUACGACAGAUUUUGUACACCUUUGUACAGACUGGGUCAUUUCUUAAGAUAUGCAAUAUGGCAUAAAUCUCAGAGGCUUAUUUGUGCUUUUAUAAAUAUUCUUAAAUAUACGAAUGUUCCUCAGCUAGUCUGGCUACUAGACCUACAACUUGAUUCUAAUACCAGAUAUAAACAUUACUUGUAAGAGAAUAGAAGUUCUCCCAUUACAUGGUACGUGAAAAGCACAAUUCAGUUAUGAAAGGUACAUUUUAUUUCUUUCAACAGAAUCUAUCCCUUGGUGUGAUGGUAGCUAGAAAUUUCUAGCCUUGUAUUCCAACAUUUAUACCUGUCAGAAUUAGAAUUAAUGAUAACCAAAGCAGUUUUAGAAUUAUGGUCUUCUUUGGUGCCAGACUAUAUAGGAACAAUACAUUCUUAACAGCUGACUCUUUAAGUAACAAUAGUUUAUUACAUUGUACAGUUGCAGAUCUGAAAGCAACAUCAAGAGAAUAUGUGAUUGGAAACCUGGAUUCGUUAACCGUUUACAAAGUUGUUCUAAGCAUCUCAACAUCAGGUGGCAGCACAAAUGGAACUGUUAUGACAAUAUACACCACUCUUUUUGGUAAGAACAAAAAUCUGAUGAUAUUGGGUCAGGCAGGGAAAGUUGGUGAAAUGGAAAAUUGUAAUAAAAUAAGUACAUUUAAUAAAACAAUUAAGGAAACUAAGAAAGAGGAGCUAAAUGGUCAUGAAUGAUAUUUAUAUCAUUCAUGACCAUUUAGCUCCUCUUUCUUAGAAUGGUAAAUAUCAAACAAUAUAGUAGGUUUUCUGAGAAGAGAUGUAAGGUUGGCCAUUAGAAAGAAUAAAUAGAAUGCAAAAUCAAACAAUAAAAAGAGGAAGAAGGAGAUCAACAGUGAACCUAGUCUACAGUAAAUAACAAAAAUAAUAAGUAAAAGAAAACAUGGAGUUUCAGUAUAGCAGGCAGAGAUGAUAUAAUGAGAGAGAUAGAAGAAUCACAAGACAUAACAGAGGAGAUUUUGAGAUAUUGGCAAUUGAAUCAGGAUAAUAGGAGUAUAGCGGCUGUCAUACUAAUGUUACAUCUAACAAAAAUUAUCUGUUUACUAUCCAGAUGAGAAUGAAGUUAACAUGCUGAUCAUGGUCCUCUGUCUGUCCUUUAUCACGAUCAUCAUUGUCACGUUUAUCCUUUGCAUAAUGAAACAUGAAAGGUAAAACCAAUCUCACUGUGCUGAGAAAAUCACUUGCAGUACAUCAUGUUAAGCUCUUCCAGUAAUUAAUUAUCUCUGAGUAACCCUGCCCAUUUCUCCCUAGAACUUUUUCUAAGUGUCCAGAAAGCAUUCAACAAAAUAAAAAACAACUGAAAACCUCCAUGAUUGUCAUUUCCUUAACCCAAUUAAAUAUUUAUUUUUUCCAGAAUGAAGAAACGAUUCUGGCCCAGUAUUCCAGAUCCAGCUAACAGCAGCAUGGGAAAAUGGGACUCUGUAAAACAAGAGGUAAAAAUUUAAAUAUAAAUCCAUCCGCAAUUGAAUGCUAGGACACUUUACAAGUGUCCAAAAGGUCUGAUUAUUAUGAUUUUAUUUAUCUAAGAAAAAAAAAAGUGGGGGUUGAAGCUCACAUUUUUGCAUAUCUUCUCCAAACAGUUAUUUAUCAACGCAGUAAAGAACAAAUGAUUGCACAAGUGACCAUGUCUGCUUGUAUUUAAUUGUUUAAAAUAUAAAUGCACACUAUUUCCAAGGUAGCCAAUACUCCAAUCCAGUCGUAUUCCAUGUAUUGUAGCUUUGCAACUUUGCUUGUCUGCUAAAUAUUUUAAUAAGUUAAUAAAUUUGUAGUUCUCAAAAAAAUAAUAGUGAGAUAUAUAAUAUAUAUAUAUAUAUAUAUAUAUAUAUAUAUAUUAUAUAUAUUUUUUUUUAUUGGAGUUUCUUUUCACUAUGCAGCUGUUUAUUUACAAAUUGUGCUUGUACUGGAACCUGUUUUUUUGGGGGAGCAAUUAGUUUAACCCCUUAAGGACACAUGACAGGCGUGACAUGUCAUGAUUCACUUUUAUUCCAGAAGUUCCUUAAGCGGUUAAACAUUUUUACAUAUUUAAUCAUAUUUUCUCUUCAUAGAAGCCCAGGAUGACCCUUAACACAAGAGAUGUUAAUCAAAUCAUUACGAGUGAUAUCACCAUUUUGGAAGGAUGGGCAGGAAAGAAGCCUGCCACUGAGGAUUUACCAAAGGACACUCCAAUCUUUCCACAAGAUCAUUCUGUGAAUUUUCAUGUACAGUCCCAGUCCAUCAUUGAAAAUAUGAAUACACUGAUGUCUUAUGUCAACGUUCUAGACACUGUCCAAUAUGCCAAAGUGAUUACUGGAGGCUAUCGCGAGCAGAGCCCUCCAUCUUCUCUGUAUAUAAGGUCUGAAUCCACACAGCCUCUUCUUGGUGACACAUCUCCCAGCCCCACCAACUAUGAGAACAUGUGGUUUCACUGCCAAAACCAGGAAGACAGUGUGUUCUUUAUGGAAGAAGAAAGCCAAACCCACUUCCCUCUCCUCCAGGAACUGAAGAUUCAAGAUGAAGAAGAACCAUUUUGUCUCUACAGCUGAAGAGCUUGCGAUACAGUUCAACCCACAACCUAUUGUAAUUUCAUGCAGACAAUUAACAUUGAGAGAGUAACAACACGAUAAGCAAAAAAAACAUCAUCUUGAUUAACUUUUAUAUAGAAUUGCUUGAAACCUAGCACUAGGCUUUUUUUUCUUCUGCCUUCUCAUUACUUUGGAGCUAAUAUAUUGGACCAUAGCAGAGAGAAUAUUUUUUGUAGUGCGUGCUAGAUGUUUUGGACAUUUGUCCAAAGAAAUGGCAAAUGAACAGUUGGCUUCAUUUAAAUGUGGGCAUCUGCUUCUUUGGGGUUGUGCAUCAUUUUUUCCUUUAUUUCACAAAGCAUUAUUUUUAUGUUUUUCCUUUCAUACCUGAUGCAACAAAGUGUGUCUUAUUUAAACAAUGGUUAUUCAGUUACUGAAUUAAUAUAAUUCCAAAUUUAUUUUUAGGAUACAGAUUUUAGUUUUAUUAAACUAAAAUGCAUCGUCUAGUCUUGUGUCUACCUGUUGUGCUUUAGAUGCUGGAAUGCUACUCUUGGGAUUUUAUGUUGGUCUAUUGCUGAUGAACAGUACAAUGCUGAAAUGAUCAUCUGGGAUGUACAUCUUAACCAUCAGAUAUUACUUAUUACCUCUUCUAUCAAAAUUUCCAUGUGAGUAAAUGGAUGGUUGCUCAAGGAAACCAGUAGGUCACCCUGACUUAAUGCACUAGCGAACUGUACAAAUGUAGUAUCGGGACAAAGUUCUAAAUUGACCCGUGGUAGUUUCUUCCCUUUUAUUCCUCAUUUCCACUCUGAUUGUGGGAAUCUAAAAUUAAUGUUCUUCCUAUUUCAAAUACUCUUUGGUAAGGCCUUAAAAUGGAAUUUCCUUUGCCUUUCAUGCUAUUGAAGAAUAGUCAAUCUAUUAAUUCCACGCCAAGCAUUUUUUAAAAUCUUUUUUAAAUUAUACACGUACACAUUCCAAAAGUGUACCUCCAACCCCUUCCAUUUAUCAUAAACAAAGUUAUGUAGAAAGCAUGGCUCUUGUAGAAUUACUAAGUAACUAACCUUACCCAAAAAUUUAGUUUUGCUACCUUGCACUGCAAAUCAUUUGAGAACUAUACAUCUCUCCCUGAUUAUGUAUUUUUACAAGUAAUAUUGCAUGUUUUAAUGUGAUAGCAUUUGUAAUAUUGUGUAUAUAAUUGCCCCUCUGUUUUUUUUCAUGCCUAAAAAUUAUUUUACUUCAACUUUAAUUAACAAAAAAGGUGGCAAAAUUACCACUGAAAAAAAAUUAACGUACGUGCAAAUUUUCCACUUUUAGAACUUUUACCCAUAAUUUCCUUUUGGUGCAAAUCCCUCAUGUCAUGCUUCAGUAUCUCAGCAGCCCAUGACAUGUAACCUGCUUGAUGAUUUUCACAUGACUGUCAUGAUCAUAUACCCUAAUACACAAAACUGAGACAGGGAAUGAAACAGGAUCUGGUUUUAUAUAUAUAUUACUGUUUUUUAAGGCAUUCAGCCAGUCCAUAGGAAAGCAUUCACAAUGCUUUCCUAUGGACGCAAGCGUCUUCUCACUGUGAAACUCACAGUGAGAAGCACGGAAGCCCUCUAGCAGCUGUCAAUGAGGCUGGAUUAACCCAUAGGUAAACAUAGCAGUUUCUCUGAAACUGCUAUGUUUACAGAAAAAAGGGUUAAUCCUAUCUGAACCUGGCACCCAGACCACUUCAUUAAGCUGAAGUGGUCUGGGUGCCUACAGUGGUCCUUUAACUGAUUAUUUUUUAUAUUUUUCUCUUUUCAAAAUGCCUUGUAUUCAAAUAUAUAUUUUAAGUAAUCUAAAAUAUAUAUCAAGUAAAACUAGUAAAAUUGUAAUAGUAGCAAAUACAAUCACUUUGUAUUUUGCGAAAUACCAUUCUAAAACUUUAUUUUUAACCAACUUCAUAUUUAAGCCAUAACAUUUACAUUUUGGGGUUUCUCAAGAUCAUUUGAUACGUCACACUGGUGAAUGGUUAAAGCACCAGUGAAGUUAAAAAUAACAUUUUAUCAUGCAUUUUAUCUGAUGAGCUGUAGAUUUUUGUUUAAUAGAUGUGGGGUGCAAUAACAGAAUGCAAACAUCAGCUGAGAGGCACAGUGAUUAAAUGAGAGAUCCACUGAGAAACCAGUGUGUGCUUUUCCGUGGGCGGUUGGUGAAGUUAAACGGUUGUUGUUCCUUUCCCCACCUCUCCCUACCCCCUCGAUUAGUUGGACUUUACCAAUUUAACCACAUACGAUGUCAUGCCCUGUUUACAAAUAGCUGCAUCUCCAGUCAUCAGAAUAUGUGAGAAUGAAAACUGCAGCUAUAUUUAUGGCAGACACAUCUUUUUCAAUAUCAGUAGUCCUUGCAAUGUCAAUAAAUUAGGGGGGUGCUAGCCUACCUGCUCCUAAGGACCAGCCCCCACUGUGCUUUACUAUUUUAAACAUUUUGUUUUUAAUGAUCAUAUAAUGUUGUUUGUGUUUAAUGAUCAUGAAUGAGCAUAAUUCAUUGCUGCUCUAGCCUUAAAAGGAUGCUCUGAGCGCGUAAAUCACUUUUAGCUUGGUGAAAUGCUUUAAGUAUGAACACUAUAUCCUCUUUUUUUCAUUUUACAAAAAGUGCAGAUUUCAAUAGAAAUUGGCACAUUUAUAAAUGAACCUAGUUACACCCCACUGGCUGUUAGACACCAGGUUCGGUUAAUUCCUGGUUUGUUUUCAGCUCAGUGGAGCUAAACUCAAGGGACAGGAAAUUGCCUAGAGCACCUGCCUUGCAAAGACGUCUCAUUGAGCUUCAUUGGGAAGUUUCUGAUUGGACAACCAAAGAAAGUCUGGGCUGAGAAAGAACGGGAGGGCUGGCAAAAGUAACAGACAAGAGAACUGCAGUAUUUUUAUAAAAAAAAAAAAAAUGCAUAAUGAAAUUGAUACGUUAUCUACUAAAUAUCUACUAAAAAAGUGAUUUUGGUUAUAUUUUCUGUAUUUGGGCAGUGGAGUGUCCCUGUAAAGGAAAGUUGUUAUAUUUUAUUAUAAUUUAAAAUAAAAGAUAUUACAUUAUAGCCUUUGAGUGCAACACUGUAAUGCACACAUAUAAGUAAAUAAUUAUUUCAAGUACAUCUCCAGGCUUACCCUUGGUCGAUGGAGAUGGCCAUCUUACAUCCUUAUCCAACCAAACAUCAUGCAGGUAACAGAACCUGUGUAUUUCCAUAAAUCCUAACAUCAUGCACAAAUACUGGUUACAUAAAAAAGCUUUCUCUGACCUGGUUUUAGCUGUUCAUUGCAAAUGUUUUUGGUCAGAUAAGUGCUCUCUCUGACCAAAGAGGACUUAAAGGUGGCCAUCCCAGGCCAUAACCAAGGGUAGGUCAAGAGAUCCACUAAGAACUUAUGUAUAUGCAUUAUAAUAAGAUUUAUAAAACCCUUGUUGUGUAUCGCUUUAAUCAUUUGUAAAUAUUUUAGAACAUUCCUUCUCCCAUUAAAAUAACUCUGUUUUGCACUUUACAUUUUUAGAUCAUUUAAUGUUCAUAAAUACUGCAUUCACACUGAAAUGCAUUUUACAGUAUUUUUUAUUAGUCAUCAUUGGUGCUCUUCAUUAUAAAGAUAACUGCUGUGAUAUCUAUGUACGCGUCAUAUUAACUGAAUAAGCUAUAUUUGUUUAUUGAUGGAUCUAUAUUUUAAGAGUCUCCUAACAGAAGUGAUAUGCCUUUUUUUUUCUUUAAUAUGUUUUUUGUUGCAAUUCCUUUCCUCUGUCGAUUGGAUUGACAUCCCACUGAUUAUUAUUCAGUGAGCAGAGAACGUUUGGCAAGGUUUCGAGCACGUUUGAGGCUCAACUUUCAAUUGCAAAUAUAUUUGUAUGUUAGCGGUGGUAUGUCCUGUUUACUGGUAAUGAUAACAUAAAUAAAUGCAUGUCAUGCAACAAUUGGUGUGUUAAUUUGUGGAUUGUCUUUAAAUAGGAU